AUGAAGGAGUGGGGGGAGAUGAUGGGAGUGGAGGAGAAUGAGCUCAAGAGGUCGGGGGUGGAGACUGGCAUAGCCGGGGACAGGAGAGGUACAGUAUAGCAGAGGGAGGGAGGUGGGGGGAUGACUAGUGGUGUGAGAGGGGGAGAGAUCUUUUUUUAAGACUCCACCUCCAGACAGACACAGUCCUUUCUGAGAUGAUGCACUCCAGGCUCCUGCCGGGACUAGCUGAACACUCACCAACUUCUCACCCAGGUCCUAACUCCAUCCACGAGUCCUACAAGGGUUACAAUCAACUGGACCAACUCUUGGAGAGAAAGAGAGAGAGGAGAAGACUUGGUCAGCUCAGAGUGGUAUGGAACGUUCAGCCACUGUAACACUGCCUAGGAGAUCCCGUCUUUUCUUACCAUUCUAAAGCUUAUCAAGAAGACUUUGAAGCGAGCAGAGGGAGAGAGUUUGGCAUUGGGUAAGCUCUAUGCUACUUCUGUCUUGUAGUUUGUACUUACUCUCCAGGAAAGGACUCACUGAGCUCAGUCUGUUUUCACUGCUGCUGACAGUAUGCCGGUGUCUUGCUACAGUAUACAAGUUACCUUAUCUCUCAACACAUUGUGGCACUGAAAUGGUUGAAAAGAAACAGAAUAUACAUACACCAUAUAUAUGUCUACAUGUGGGUAUAUACACCAUAUUUAUUUAUAUAUAGAUAUAUAUAUCCGUAUGUAGGUAUAUGUUACCACUUUUCAGUACCUGGAGUUGGUGAAAUUUGAUUUCUGUGGAUAUUAAACAGUUAAUAUCAUUGAAUGUGGGUUAUUAUUAACCCUUUCAGUCAAGGAGAUGACAUUGUCAAAGUAUAUAUGUUAAAUUCAGUCACAUUAGUUGGAAAAAUAUAGUGCUUCCUGUGAUCUCAAAGGGUUAAUAAUAUCAUUUUUUUCGAGUAGGAAUAUGUUAACCCGGUGAGUCAGAGGUGGGUGGUAAAAUGGCAUUACUAGUGGUUAAUAGAUACACAUAUAAUUGAAAGUGGGUAUAUGUUAACCCUCUCGGCCCCAUGGUUAGGUAAAAUGUGAUGAAUAUAGUGGAACUUAAAAGGUUAAUAAAUACACGUAUCGUUUUCGUUGUGAAAGUGUGCAUGUAUUAUUUCACCCAACAUAUGACUUUUACAGUGGAUAUAUGUUAACUUUUGGUUAACUUAAAAUGUGGUGAUUGCUACAGAACUGAACGAGUUAAUAAAUACAGAUUAUAGAGUCAGAAUCUAUUAGGAUAAAAAAAAAUUAUGAGCAGGUGGACAUAAGAAAAUGGAGCAAAUAGCUAAUUAUGUUUGAAAAACUUUAAAAUUGCUAUUAAAUUAUAAAAAGGAAAAUGAAAGGAUGAUGUGCUUUGUAGUGGGAGAAAGGGUUAAGAUUUGCAGAGCCAGAGAUAUAAGCACAGUUCAUGUGUUGCUCUGACUGUAUUUCACUCUGCCUUUCUCAGCUUGAAUGCUCUAACUGUGAGUGUGCAUGUUCUGAGAAAUAAGGUAACAGAUCUAGUCAGUGACACACUUUUGCAGAACACCCACACCAGCCGUACCUCUGCCUGGAAGAAUUUUAGCUAUACACGUCCACAGCUGCAACUGAAGAAACAUGCAGGCAGCAAGCAGGACAAACAGACUGAAGUGUGAAACUGGACAUUCUGACAUCACAUUUUGUUAGAGCACAUUUUUUUUCUCGAGGGUUGGGGGAGAUUUCUUUUCUAGAGGGUUGGGGGGGCGGGAGGGGUUGAGGAUCUUUGAGGAUUGCUGUGAUGGAAAAAUGGUUUAGAAUUUUACAUUAAAUGACCUUUAACAAUGUUUCAGCUCAAUAUUUUUUUUAGAGCCAGAACAUUUAACAUGAUACAAUUAAAACUCUGUUCAAAGUAAUUUAUUACAUGAUAUACAACAAUGAGUUUGGAAUGACAUGCACUAUUAAUAAUUAAUCAUUAAUUGCUUGAAUAUAUCCACUGAAUACCACGUUUUAGGGGAGAUUAUUAUUAUUAUUAUUAUUAUUAUUUAUGUUAUUUUCAAUAAGUACUUUUCAGUUAUUUUACAAUACUAGGUGGAUGAGACCAAAUGGGUUGCCCCAGCCCAGGCUAUUGUUCCUUGUUCUGUGGGGUGCUUAGUUUUUAUAAAACUCUUUAUUUGGUCCCAGAAAAAGUGUUGCUUGAUCUUAUACAACUCAUGUUCCUGUAAUGAGAUUAUUGAAAAUAACAAAGCAAGUUCACAGGUCACACUAAUUUGGAUGGGAUUUCUAUAUUAGUAAUUGAAGGGGUAGCUUCUGGAACUGCAGCUGUCUCAGACCAAAUUUCCCACAUAAACAGGGAGACCAGAUGGGUCCACUGGUUAUCUUGAGCUGUCAUAACAUAUUAUUCUGUGUUUGUAGAAAUGCUCAGUUACAAAUAGACUGCAUUUAGAACUAUAAUGAGUAAGGCCUGUUUCUAAAUGAUUUUGGGAUUGUAAGAGAGUCCAAGUUAGACACCAUGUGAUUUUAUACCAUGCAUAUCAUAGAGAGAUCUAUUAAGGUAGAGUGGCCAAAAGGUAGACCUCCAGUAGAUAGUACUGCUGUUACACACUCUGAUGUACAUGUAGAAAGUCAAUUUAUUUAUAUGGAGAUUGAAGUGUGGAGUGUUUGGGGGAUAUAACACAUAAUAUAUUAACAAUUAUUUGUACAACAAAAAGAAAAGUGUUGUUUCUUUUCCUUUUUGACACUAGAUACGCCAUUCGGGUGUGGAGAAAUGAUUGUUAUGGUUACAUACAUAUUACCCCUCUGGCUAUAAAGAGGUGACACAUGAGAUCGAAACUUGAUUGCAUUGGUAGAGUCUGUUAAAUUAGUGAAAAUGACAGUGCCUAGAGCAGGCUUCCCCAAACUCCGGCCCUCCAGAUGUUGCUGAACUACAACUCCCAUGAUUCUCAGCCUAGCUAUUUUAUUCAUAGAAUCAUGGGAGUUGUAGUUCAGCAACAUCUGGAGGGCCGGAGUUUGGGGAAGCCUGGCCAAGAGCUUAUCUGAGGACUGUGGUAGCAACCUGGAAAGACUAUCUCAGUAAACCUAGAACAGGAUAGCAGCAUAAAGUAUGAAUUGGCAUUAAGAUACCAAAGGCUAAAGUGUUUUUACCAAACCUCCUUCUUCUAGCAAGCCGAUCUCUCGCACCUUGCAUGUUAUUUACUUAGAAACCCAACUAAGGAAUGUUUUACAUGAUUAAUGUAAUAGUAGCAAUUUCUAUGUAUAUAUAGAAGGGUAUAUCAGUUUUAUAAUUCAUAAAUAUACUUAAAAAUAAAAUUCAUAAUAUUUUGAUAAUGACGUAGCCUUAGACGGUAAACAGCAUUAGAUACUUUAAUUGUUCAUGUUUUGGGUAUUAAAUCAUAAGUCUCUAUAUGGGAGCAGUGCUAUAUAAAGAAUUCACAUCAAAAUUCAGCAGAACUAAAAUGAUGCAUAAUGUGUGUACAAAACAUACUUACACGUAUAUAUACAAUUGAUAAACAAAUGAUUUUGAAUCACACAAAAAAAACUUUGGUUAUUCCAGCUUAUAUAAAUAAACUUUAGGAUUCAACCCAUUGAGUAUUCUUUUUCCCAACUGACAAUGCAAUGGGACAGGAGAUUGUCUUAGCAUGUCCAUGUAGGAACUAAUAACAGCCCCAUAAAAUAAUCACUGACACUGAGAGAUAUGUUCCAUUUCUUAUUCAAUAUAUAAUAUUAUUCAGUGUUCAACAUUUUUGCUUGCUCACUAGUCAAGUGGCAAGUAAAAAUACAAAUCUGGCAAGUAGAUGUUUAGCCGUUGUGAGUGCGCCAUGAACCCCUCAGGCUUACAGUGUCAAGUAACUUUUAAACCAGUCUGGUUUUGGAGAUAUGCUAUUGUUCAUCUAUACUAGUAACCCCUGGAGUCCAUAUGUUUUGGACUAUGUUGCCUCGAUGUACGUGGUGGGAAAAGUCACUAAAACUAACGUGUUCUGUUGUUCUGUUGGUUAGUUGGGUGGACAUAUGACCAGUAAUGGCUCGAGCUCUUUGGAUUGUCAUUUUUAUGGAUGGUGAACAUUAUCCAGAAUUAACUUUUUCUAAUUUCUCUUCUCACAAAGAAAUAUUAGCUGUUCCUCCAUAACUAUUUAUAUAUUUCUCAUUUGAUGGAUAUAUUAUUAUCUGUAUUUAUGACUCUUUGUCAAAUCUCAUUUGAUAAUAAUUGCAGGCUUUCAUCUGAUCUCUGCUUAAAGGAAACUGUCAUCGAAAAAGAGGUUUCCUAUAGUCAUUUAGUAAAGUGACACCUUGCUGAUGUGGUAGAGGGUAGGACCACUCACUAACAUUAACAUACAUUUGCAGUGUAUGUUCUUAUAGAAAGGUAAGAAUCCCAUAUGAGAACAUACUCUGAAUGUUUCAAAGCCACAUUCCUCCCCUAAGUGUCCCGAUUUAGGACAGACAAUCCUUAUUUUGGGCACAAAUCAGUCUGUCACUCAUUUUUAGGUACACAUAUUUUUUUGUGUGUUUGAGUGUAUAACAGAGCUCUACAGCAAUAAUACUCACAGUAAUGUGCUUUUAAGCUACAAAAAAUGUGUUUAGAAAUCAGUCUGUGUAUGAAGCAUACAUUUUUAUUUUUUAAUCAAAUACAAUUUCUGAGAACUUUCUCCUGGCACCCCCUCCUCCCAUUGUCCUAUUUGAAAUAUUGGAAGGUAUGAUAAUCAUCUGGGGAAAAGGUGCCACCCGCUAGCACAUGGGCAUCUACGUCACACUCUGAGGGGCCCAUGAAAAAUUUGCAGAGGAGGCACUUCUGCUGAUCACAAUUUCCUCAAAGCAGGACAUCUGCGUGCUAAAAUCUAGUGAAUACAAGUUUAGUCACAUGACAUCUCAAUGGAACACGCUAUAACCAAAUUUAAGUAAAAUUUUAUUGAAUUAUAUAAUACUUCAGCAAUUUACAACCUCACAAACACUGUUUCAAAAUUCAACCAGAAUCCAAAUCUAAGCUUCUUUUAUGAAGCAGAUAUAUUAAUUUGUGUUCUUUGCAAAGAAAAAAAGUUUUCCAAAAUCUCUUUAGUCAUAUAAAUUCUGAAUGACAGAGCAUCAUGCUUUAUCUACAGCUCAAAAUGUAUACUUCAUAUGGAGAUGAAAGAGGGGGGCAUGCGCUGCUACAUUUUAUUGGUGAUUAGUUCAUUGUUGAAGUCUGUUCUAGUGUGCUCCCUUUUUUGUAUAGAAAAAGUGGAUCCUCAGAGUAGUCUGGGCAUGAAUGGAGCUCAGGAACCUGAAGAUGUUUGUUAAGCAUUAAAGCCUUGUGCUAACUACUUACAUUCACUUAAGACAUGCCAAAAGGAAAAGAAACUUCAAAGCCCCAGGCAAGGAAUCAGGGGCGGAUUUCUAUUCCUUUGUGUGCAUGUACAUGUGUUUGGAAGAUUCUCAGAGUAGAAGCCAUGAACAAAAAAAUUAAACUGCUGCUUAUAACCACAAGAGAGAUGCAAUGUUUCCUAGUGUGUGUUGUACAAGUGUCAUCAGAUAUAGUAUGGUCUACUUACAAAAUCAAGAUUUGAAUCAACAUUUCUAAUUAGCAAGCAUCAACAUUUUUGUCCACAACCGGAUUUUUGUUAAUAUAUCAUGAUUUCAGGCUAAAACAUGUAUUUGUAUUUUUUUAUGCCUACAUACUAAAGUAAAAAUAUGUUUUUCUUAAGGUUUUAUGUUCUGAAAAUGCUUGUUUGUGAACGUGUUUACUUUAUAGUUUUGCUAAGUUGAGUGUGUGAGUUGUGUGAUUAAAUAUUGUUCUGAAGAGCUUACAAUCUAAUUGUUACUAUAUGAUUUUAACAUACUAAUGGAUAAAUGUAGCGCAUAUAUAUAUAUAUAUAUAUAUAUAUAUAUAGUAUCUCACAAAAGUGAGUACACCCCUCACAUUUUUGUAAAUAUUUUAUUAUAUCUUUUCAUGUGACAACACUAAAAAAAUGGAACUCUGCUACAAUGUAAAGUUGUAAGUGUACAGCCUGUAUAACAGUGUAAAUUUGCUGUCCCCUCAAAAUAACUCAACACACAGCCAUUGUUGGCAACAAUAAUGAGUACACCCCUAAGUGGAAAUGUCCAAAUUGGGCCAAAAGUGUCAAUAUUUUGUGUGGCCACCAAUAUUUUCCAGCACUGCCUUAACCCUCAUGGGCAUGGAGUUUACCAGAGCUUCACAGGUUGCCACUGUAGUCCUCUUCGAUGAUGACAUCAUUGAGUUGGUAGAUGUUAGGGAGCUUGCUCUCCCCCACCUUCCGUUUGAGGAUGCCCCACAGAUGCUCAAUAGGGUUUAGGUCUGGAGACGUGCUUGGCCAGUCCAUUACCUUUAUCUUCAGCUUUUUUAGCAAGGCAGUGGUUGUCUCAGAGGUGUGUUUGGCAUCGUUAUCAUGUUGGAAUACUGCCCUGCGGCCCUCAAUGAACUAUAGCUUCCCAGUACUCAUGCAGGCCCAGACCAUGACACUCCCACCACCAUGCUUGACUGUAGGCAAGACACACUUGUCUUUGUACUCCUUACCUGGUUGCCGCCACACAUGCUUGACCCCAUCUGAACCAAAUAAGUUUAUCUUGGUCUCAUUGGACUCCAUGACAUGGUUCCAGUAAUCCAUGUCCUUACAUGUAUACAAAUAGGAAUAAGAGAUCCUACGCGUACUAGUAGAUCACCUUAGAGAUUUCUUAAUGCAGUGUAUAUAUCACUAAAUAAUUCAAGAAUCCCCACUUUUGGUGGACACAAAACUGCUAGUAUUUAAAUACUGCCAAGAAUUUACAUAUAAAUCUGAAAGUGCAAAUAGUGCACCUUGGGCUAGAUCUGUACGUACAAAUAAAAUUAUUGUGGUCCCCCUACUAAUAUACAUAGAUUAAUACAGAAAAAAACAACAACAAGCAAAAAUCAGCAAAAAUUGGGAAAAGUAAGGGGUCUGUUGACUAAGUAGUGGGUUAGUAAAAAGAUUAUAGUAACAAAAAAUGUGCUCACAUAGAAGCUGCGGGCUAAUGAACAUAGGGUGUAAUAAUGAAUAUUGUCCAGUAUAAAGUCUGUAGAUAAAGAGUUUGUGAGGUGCAACUCAGUAAAGUCUAUUCGUAAUAAUAUUACAGCUAUCACAAUGCACUGCUGUUAUGAGGGAGUAACAGAAGCUGUAUUGUAUUAAAAGCUAUUAUAAUAUAACCAAUAUGGUAUAAGAUGGUCUGAUACAGAAAUAUCUGUUUCCCCAAGUAUGAUGGUAUAACAAUUUCUCCUAGAUCACAGACACAGAUCUAUAGUGAUAGGAUCUUCUCUGUGAUCUGAAAUAUAGGACGGACAGCCAUAGUGCUCUCCAUUAAAAACUUAGACAUUUAUUGUAAAAAGGUAUAAAAUAACACUCACAAAAGUGCAGUUGAGUGGAGCAAAUAUAGGGUCCUUAGGAAUCUACAGGAUCGAUUGGUCGCUGGAGAUGUAGUGGUAAACCUCCCUCCGGCCGGCUGGGAGGUGUCGAUGUUAGAGAAGAGAUGAAUAACCCUUUGCGUGCAUUCGCGUGCAUGGUGAAAUUUGGGUAUGCUGAUGUCAAAGGUCAGCAGAUGGUGGUCAGAUAAAUGAAAUUGAACAGUGGAGAGAUUAGAGGUUGUACAGAGAUUGGUGAAGAUGAGGUCAAGAGUAUUCCCUGCUGUAUGAGUUGCAAAUGUAGACCACUGUGUGAGGCCGAAGGAGGAGGUUACAGAGAGCAGUCGGGAGGCAGACGGGCAGUUGAGGUUGUUGAUUGGGAUGUUAAAGUCCCCAAGUAUGAGGGAAGGAGUACUAGAGGAGAGAAACGGGUAUAGCCAGGAAGAAAAGUGUUCAAUGAAUAGCCUAGGAUAACCGGGGCGGGGGGCGAUAAAUGAUGGCAAUUCUUAAAGGAGUGGGCUUAAAUAUGCGGACAGUGUGAACUUCAAAGGAAGUAAAGGAUAGGGCAGGUAGAAUAGGUUGAAAAGUACAUUGAGGGGAUAGAAGGAUGCCUACACCGCCACAUUUACAGUUGAGUCUGGGAGUGUGGGAGAAUUGUAGUCCACCGAAUCAUAAAGAAGCUGGAGUAGCGGUAUCAAAGGGGAACAGCCAGGUCUCACUGAGUGCAAGAAGUUUGAGGGAAUUAGAAAUGAAGUGGUUGUGUAUGGCUGUUGAUUUAAUAUUGCUGCAGAUGGAACGGAUGUUCCAGAGUGCACAUUGAAUGAUGGUAGAGAAGGAUAAACUGCAGGGUAUUUGGAUGAGGUUUGCAUGGUUUCUGGUUGCUUUAGUGGGAGCAGGUGAAGGGCCCUGGGUUGGGAGAGAUUUCACAGGCUGCUAAAAGUAGGAGGAGAGAUAGUGAUAGUGAAGAGGUGUGAAUGGGUUUUACAAUCCAGCGCAUUCACUUAUUCACUAAACAAUGAUUUCAAAUCUCAUAGAUUGUAAUAGUUUUAUUUAAAAACACCUCACCUAGGGAAAACAUAAUGGGGGUUUAGUUACAUUAUAUGAUCAUAUAUUGCAUAAGCCUGCCACAAUGUCAAUGUACCCCAUUCUUGGCAGGUCCUACACUAUAUAUAUAUAUAUAGAGAGAGAGAGAGAGAAGAGCGAAGAGCGAAGGAGAGAGUGUGUGGGUUUUUUUUUGUGAAUAUGUUUUUAUUGAACAUUUUUUUUUCCAACAUAAAAAAAAAAAACCAUAUUAACGUGGACUCGCAGGUCCCUUUGUUUACAUGUAGUCGCUUAUACAUCGUGAGGUACAGUCUGUCAGACGUGCAUUGGCGAUUCGCAGGUCGCAUUAUCGAAUAAAUGGCAUGUGUAUAGUGGACUCGCAGGUCCUGUAGUACAUAGUUGUAGAUAGUACUCUUUUAUGUCUGAUGGGUACCAUUUCUACAUUGGGUAGGUUUGUGAAAGAGUGUGUUUUAAAGGUUGAACUCAAAGGGUUUUUUGAGUCUAUUUCAACCUAGAUUACUAUGUAACACACAGCUAUUACUACAUGAAUAAAAGUAAUUGAAUGCUUAUACUGUAUCCUUAAUCUCAGUAAAACACAGAAAUUGAUUUUCUGUUCUAUAUUAUUAUUAUCAGUAUUAGUAGUUAUAUAGCGCCAGAUUUUUCUGUUGCACUCUAUGGAUUAUUUGGCUCACAUAUUGUAAUUCAAACAUUCCUUUUGGUUAAAAUAUAUUCACUUUACUUCUUUAACCCCUUAAGGACACAUGACAUGUGUGACAUGUCAUGAUUCCCUUUUAUUCCAGAAGUUUGGUCCUUAAGGGGUUAAAGGCUUCUUUUAAUAAACCAAAUAUUUGACACUUCAGUGGCAUAUUCUGCAGUCUGUUGACAAAUAUAAAUAGAAUAUAAUAAAUACAAUUUGUAUAACAAACUGCUUUGUAGCUCAUAAAUGAACCCUAAAUAUAAUAUUUCGCUUUUUAAAAUGUUUUUGUUUUAGUUUUUUAACGCAAAAUUAGGUUUUCAGUCGAUACUUUCCAUCCUUUAUAUCUAGAAGAACACAGAACCAGUGUUGCUUAUUUAAUAAAACAAUGACGAUCUAUCUAUUGACUCCCUUACAGAAAAUCAUUGGAUUACUCACCUACCAAGCACUGAAAGAGUUAACAUGAGACCCUUUUUCCUAACAUUAUUCAGACUAACAGUUGACAUCAGUGAACACAGAAUGAAUGUCUGAAUCUCUCCUGGCAAUGUAACACAUAGGUAUCACCUGAUGGUGUUCUAUGUGUUAAUAUUCAUUAUCACUUCUAUGUCAGGCUACAAAUGUGAUACAAUUUAAUGAGCUGCUGACAUCAUUAAGGAAGUUGCUGUUCAUGAUUUUCUAUUGUAACUUCCAGGGAAAGUUCAGACUGAAGUUAUAUGGUUGAGUGAUAUGACAGAAAGAUUAAUUGGCAUGAUGUCUUAAAGACCUAAAACAUCCUCUGAAAUUUUUCCGCAACUUUACUGCUAGCGGAACACAUCAAUUUCUUAUGGGCAGGUCUCAGUGGAGGCAUUAAAUAUACGUUCUUGCAGUGUUUGAGGUUUAAGGCCACAUUAUGUAAUCCCUGAGUGGGGUGUUGUGGAUAUAGAUACAACUUCUGACCCUUUGCACACUUGUGAAGACUAUAAGUGAUAAUAAUGAAUUAUUUCUCCAUAUAAAAUCCUUCAAUUAAAAGCAACCAAAAAUAAAUCCUUCCUUUGUGUAAGUUUAAAAAACACCCAGAAAUUAAAGCUGUAUUUUCUAAACUUGCCCGUGUAUCGAAAAUGUUGAAAUUAUUUUGUAACAUAUAGUAUGCAAACAACUGAAGUUCAAGUCUUUGUGUUUUAGUAGUAACCUUAAUUUACUUUUACAUUAAAUACAUAUAUUAAAUUAACAUGCCCAGGAGUUAUGGAUCAUCCUAACAUCAACAUAUUUUAGUGAAGAUCACAAAAAAUAAUGCACUGGUUUGUAAUAUUGCAUGUACUUGCUUGUACUCCCCUAACUAUACACUUUAACUAUACUUUAAGCAUUUUUUUAAAUAAAAAGAGGAUUAAAAAAGUCUUGCAUUUUACACAUCUUACAUAUAUGACUUUCAAAGGAAAUUAUAUGAAAGAAGUACAAAGUGUAGAACUUAUGUACACAUUUACAUCUCUUUUUAAGCAAUACUUCACAAAAGUCUUUUUGUAAUAGCUUGUUUUUGACUAGGUGUCAUUAGUGUUGUUUUUGUUUGUGUCUUUAGCACAUUACAUAAAUUGGUCUUCUCAUUCUGUAGGUAAGCUAUGAAAGAGGCACAGAAAAUGUGAGCUACACCGCCAGUCAUUUUACAUCGUGUACGGACAUACAAUCACUCGUUUAUGCCUUUACUGUGUGUGUGUUUUCUCCAACUAGUCACUUUGCAGUACAAUUAAGUCAUUUCUGAUUACUGUUUUCAUGGUUCCUAGCAGGGCUGUUUCUAAAGAUUUGCCAUAGAUGAGCACAGUUUACCUUGUCAUGGAAAUUAUAUCACAUUUCAUUAUUUAGGUACAUAUUUGAGUGAUGGACUUUAAACUCCUUUACUACCACAUAAUUCUUACAUAAAGUGCUAGAAAGCACAGACUAACCAUACAUUUACAAUAGUUGAUAGGUUGGAAUCACUUAGUACACAAUUAUAAUCCAAAAAAAAGUCUGAAGAAUGCAAACAGGGUGGCUGUAUAUCGGAAUAAUACCUAAAUAUAUUGCAACGUUCAUUGCAGUGUGCUAUUGCAGCCUGCAAAUUUACCCCAGAUUGCUCGUUGAACCUUUUUUUACAAUAUCCUCACUCCCUGGAUGUUUAUGAGGAAUUCAAAGUAAAUUUAAAAUUUUAGACAAAAUAACUGAAUUUGACAAAAUCUCCAUGUCAGCUAACUUUACAUGACUGAAAAUUCACACUUUAGUGAAUAACCAUGAAAGUUUUUGGGGUGCCCCUUUAAGUGUUUUUGGAAAUGGGUCUUAGUGAUAUCUAUACAAGAAAGCGAAAAUACACUGGGAGUCAGCUUGCAAGGUACUUGAAAAAUCCAAAUGUGACAAACUAACCUGUUCACUUAUGGCAUGUUUAAAUAUUUAUUCACCAAGGCCUCGCAAACGAUGAAAAACACAUGUUAAUGUAUAUUAUGAAAUCAGAUGAAAGGAUCAUUACAGUGUAUUGACUGGUGAAUCAAGUCUAAGAGUAAGAACGUUUGUGAAUCCUUUUAGUGGACAAAACUAAAAGCUCUUCACAAAUGCAUUUCAGUGAAUUUGAAUUCUCAGAGGACCAUGUUUUCAAGCAAAUGUUAAGAAGGAAAAGUGCCUGGAAACAAAAUGUCUGUUGAGCCAUUAUGUUUGUCCAUUAAGAUCUGUUAUUAAGAAUAAUUAUAGGAAAUAGAUGCAGAAUUAGCAGAUAAUUCUAGUUUAUGGAUGCUAUGCACCUUAACCCUUGUUGUACACUGACAGUAUACAUCCUCAUGCCUCCAACAAUUGGGCUAUUACUAUCAUACUUGUCUGCCAUGUAUUUUGCAUAAAGUAGCAAAAUAAAUAAACACAAAUUGUGGUUUCCAAGAACCUCUUGUUAAUCAGAGAACUAUGUGGUGUACCCUUCCUUCCCACAAACCAUGCAUGAGUGAAGUGCUGGGCAAUAUCCUUUCCUAUUUUGUGGUAUAGUGUUUAGUGAAAUUAAUGCAGGGGUCUCGAGAUGUGGUAUCUCAUUUUUACAUUCUUUCUUCUCACUGGACAAGAGAUGGGAGAAGGCAAAAAGGGGAGACACAAUGACCUCACGUUAUUACCUUACUCACUUAUUGACUUAAGAUCAAUGGGAAAAUGAGCCAUAUCAACAUACCUUCUAGUUAAUGGGGGUUCCCUUAAACCCUUUAACCCAUUAACCCAUAGUAACAACACCCAUAUUUUGUUCAUGUUGGUCUGUCUUGAUUAAUAGAUGGUUCUAUUAAAAACUCACACUGUUUUGUAUCUUCUCCUGCACAUUGGAACAUGAGAUAAACAAGUAGAAUCAUACCAAUAUCAUAUAAUAUGGUUAUUAGAAGAACCUCGUGUAGUGAAUGUAAUAUCUUGAAUGCUGUCUGUAAGUGAUAAACUGUUUGUCUAUUUGCUGUGAAAUAUGCAGGGAAACUAAAUUAAUGGAAUCUGCCCACAAUGGCAAAAUUUUGAUCAGUUCUUAUGCAAUUCUGAUAGUUUGGAUGGAAUACGGACAUUUUCAGGGAUAUAGAAGGUACCGAAUGGCUUAAGUUAGCCACUGAACGUAGCACAAUUGAUACAAAUAUUUGAAUCUGAAAAUUUCCUUAUACACAUUGCAUUUUGGGUCAAGUUUGCAUAGUCCUCGGUCUUCCUAUUCAGAUUAAUGUAUAUGGCUCUCUUGCUUUUUACUUAGAUCACUAGAUUGCUUGGGUUGUGCAUUGACUUUGCGCCAGUUGUUGCAAACUAUUAGCCUAUACUUUCUAUUAUUCUAAUUAUCUAUACUUUCCUAUUAAACUUCUUUCAAGAAGUGUAGCCACAAUGUGAACAUCCAGUUGUGCUAACAUUACAUCACCCAUUACUAUCACCUCGUCUUUAGCUGGCCUAAAAAAACAAAAGAUGGUAAAGAAUAAAAAGAACAGCUGAAUACAUAUAAUAUUUUGCAUGCAUUCCACUGAGUAGUCCCGAUUUCGGUGACCGAUCUCAGGGGCCUGCAGAGAGCACUGCUAAAACACAUGUAGGUGGCUGGACAGACAUUCUGUCAGUCAGCCUGGCUCACUUGGCACCAAGCUGACACAAUCUUUCAGUGUGCGGGACGGCCCUUUUUCCAGAAUGUAUCGAUCUUUGUAAGCAUUGUCAAUGAUAAGAGUCUCCCUACGGCCCACCCCCGUCAUGAUCUCAAUUUUGGGAAUGUUAGCUCUUAAGAAGACAGACAUUACUUUUACAGUUAAAAGAUUUUAUCACUCCAACAAAAAUUGCACAAAUUCACAUCCUUUUUGUUGAAGGAUCUAAGAGAGGAAACUAUUUAACAAUUUUUACAAUUUAAAUUAUAUACUUGUAGUGUGUAAUGUCCAUUAAAUGUUAAUGAAGUUUGAUCAAUUCAAUUUUUAAAAUUGUAUUUAUAUUUUUAUUGCAUGUUCAAUCCAUGAAAUGGUAAAUGAAUGUUUAAAAAUUCUAUUAGUAAAUUGUAUAAUGGAUUGAGCUACUCCUUACAGCGAAGUCUGGAUUGUAUACCAAUCUAUGUACUGAUAAGAUGAGCAGAGGUAGGAGUGGUUGCUUUUUCCAGGAAAUGAAAAACAGUUAAGAAAAAAAUAAAAAUAAACUAUGUAUGUCAGUAAUAAAAUAGUUUAAUUACUGUUCAAUUUAGUUUUUUGCAUUUUUCACACACAAACAAAUAUGUAAACGUUUACUUUGGCCAGUGUUUGUGACUAAGUGGCUACUAAAAAGACUAGACAUACCCCAUUUGUAGUACCUCGAGUUGUCUACUUUUGCAAAUGGUAUGCCGUUGUGGGGGUUAUUUUCAUUCUGGGCUACCAUUUGGUCUUAAAGGCAACAUAACCAGUCAGGCGAAUUUCAAUGUGAAAAAAAUGAAAAAUGUAAUGUGCUAUAUUUCACCCUGUAACUUUCCAAAACACCAUAAAACCUGUACAUUGGGGGGUACUGUUUUACCCGUGAGACAUCGCUGAAUACAAAUAUGUGUACUUUAUUGCAGUAACAGCUAACAGUAUUGUGACAUUCUCAGUUAAAUACUUUUAUUAGUAAUUAAAAACAAAUGUCAAAAGUUUCUUUUGGGCAUCAUGGCGUACACUUUAUAUCUUGCACACGUCUAAAUAGUGUUAGUUUACUGCAUGUAUUUACACCAAGAAUAAAAAAUAAGGCAGUUGAUAGAUAUCAUGUUACUUUUUCAAGACACAAAGAAUGAUCUUUUUUUUAUACAAGAAAUUUCCAGAUGUAAGCAGCUUGGCUUCCUUUCUGACAUCAUACUUAAAGUUCUAAAUGGUAUACGUUUGCUACAAACACAGAUAAUAUUUUGUGCAACUUACAGGAAACUUGAAUGCCACCAUAGAUAUUUUAUAAACCAGGCACUAUGUUUCUGCAUUUAUUCAUCCCUGUGCACCAAUAGAUAAGCAGGAAAUGUCAGAAUGAUGUCAGAAACAUUCCUCUCCAAUCGAAGUUGCACAAAUGACACAGCAUGAAGCUUGCAAAUGGCAUAGCAUUGUUGGCAGUGGAGUCUCGUUCAUAGUUAGUAGCUGGGGCAGUGCCCCACCAGUUUUUCUUGUGAAAAAAUAAAUAAAUAUGUUUUUAUAUAUAUAUGUAAACUUAAUUCUUUAAAUUACUUCCUCCCUCGGCCUUUGUCAGUGGGCUAAUUCUCCCACCCGUAUAGAUGACAAUACCCUUGAUCUGUUUUUUUCAGAGGCAUGCACAGUCUCUAAUCUCUGUCCACGUUAUUUCCUUUGUCAGAUCACCACCUCUUAUCUUUUGUUCUUGAGUGUUCCCUCACCCAGCAUUCUCAGUCUAACCCUCCUCAACUAAUGAGAAAACUGAAUUCUCUUAACCUCCAGCAACUGUCAGCUGGUGGGCAUUCUUAACUCUCAUCAAUACCUUCUCCUGUCCCUCUGUGGCUAUCUCCUCAUAAUGCUACUCUCACCUCUGCACUGGACAUUGCAGUCCCACUUCAAAAAGGAGUAUGCGCCUCCAACUAUGGCACACUAAGUCACCAUGCUGUGUGCAGAGAUGUUCCCAUUCAAAUGAACGCUGCUGGAGGAAGUCUUGCAACUUUCUCCAUUACAGAUUCAACUUACGCUUGUACAGUACAUCCUUCACCAUUGCUAAACAGUCGCACUUUUCCUCUGUCAUUAGUUGAUACUAACAGGCAUGUCUUUGAUACCUUUAAUCCUCUUCUUCACCCGGCUGUUGCCACCCCCCCAGACUAACCUUUGAUCUGAUAGUUGUACAUGCUGUUUUACUGACAAGAUUAACCAGUUAAAGUCACCCCCUCUUCACUCCUCACCCACCCUGCUCCUCUCUCUCUCAACCACACUUGAACUGUGCCUUUCCAGCCUUUCCAGCCUUUCCUAUUACAGGCAUUUUUCCUAGCUACUAAACAGGAGGUGGCUGCGCUUCUCCUUUCCUCUUUCAUCCCAUCCUAUCCUACCAGAUCUUCCUGCCUAUAUUCAACUUCUCUCUUUAUUUUGGCAUUGUCCCCACUCCCCUUAAACAUGCUACUGUUCUAACAGAAGGAUUAUCUGUGGCAUUGGGUUUCAGCAAGUAUUUAUGCAGGGAGGGUUUUUAUAUGUUGGUAUGGUUGUGUUUUCUUAAUUUCUUCAUGCAAGUGGUACACUCCUUGAAUAUGCCACAAGUCCCUCAUCCAUUCACUAGCCUAAUACCAUUAUAGACCAUUAUGCUGCUAGCCUACCAAACUUCAUGUGUCUUUAUCACGCCAAUGUCAUUUCCAAUUGUCCCAUGACCUUUGCACAUUGAUACCCCCAACCCUCUGUGUAUCACUUCCAACCAUGCUUUACUUACAUCAUUGCCAGCCAUCAUUCCUAUUCCAUUAUGCACACUCAUUUCCUUCAUCAUGUCAUUAACAUUCAACUCUUCCACAUGUCAUUCGUCUCCCCUCUGUUUUAUGUAUAAUCAUUAGACCUCCUUCCAUUUGUUUACUGUAGUAAAGCUUCAUCCCUAGUGUCUAGUGGUGCAAACGCAGCAAGAUGUUAUUAGCUCUAAAUAGAUCAUCGCUGCUUCCAAGUGUCUCGUUACUGUGUGACCCACCUCACCGAACAGUGCUCAAUUGGACAUAGCUCUACACAUCUGCAUAGCUCUCACCAGCAGACACUCUAUUCCUGGAGUCUCCAAGAACAUAGAAGCUGCUGUCAACCUUCCUCCACCCCAGCAGUCAUGAAAAUGAAAGGAAUUUAUUCAUCUUGGUCCAUUCAGUGGGGCUCAAUUUCUAUUUCCACUUAUAUAUUUAUAAUGUGCAUCAUGGUUCCUGUUAGAGAUGUUAUUUCUCUCUCAGUACUAUGAUAGACUCAGGACUAACAAUAAAAUGGUGCCAAAUUGGCCCCACUCACAGUUCCACCUGCUGUUAGCCUCACCUAGCAAUUUUUUUAAUAAAAAUAUCCCUCUACAUCUUUUUGCUGGUGUCGAAAACAUUGAACUAUGCUUAAAAGAGGAAAUGAUGAAUUUAUAGCUGAUACUUUGUUCUCAGUAUUUUUCAAGAUGUCCGGUAUUUCAAUACAUGAAAUGUGCUAUCUUAUUUCUUGCAUACACCCCUAUGCCAAAAAACUAAAUGCAAUGCAUUCUACUAGUGAUACAUUUGCUUUUUACUUGGGAAUUUUGACAUCCAUAUGAAAAAUUCCAAGGGAGUGACAUAAUCUUUACAAAUAAACAAGUGCUGCUUUGAAAUAUUUUCCUUUUUUUUUAAAUCUUAUCUGUGCCGCAGAAGCAUUGUUCCAUUCCAUAGUUGCAGCACAUGUACCCCAGCAAUAAUAGUUGCCGUCACCAUGACUAAAAGAGUGUGUUUAUCCAUUUUUCUUCUAUCAAAGCACAAAGCCCAUUAAAAUCUCAUUAACGUUAUCAAGAAUUGUUUAGUUUAAAGUCAAAUGGAAAUAAUGUUCUUUUUUUUAAAUCUCCUUUAACUGGUGUUUGACAUGUUUGACAUGUCAUGAUUCCCUUUUAUUCCAGAAGUUUGGUCCUUAAGGGGUUAAGUCUCGGUUACUUUACCAAAAAUAUUUCACUGACAUGAACAUCAAGUUAGACAAUUCAUUAUGUUAAACAGGGAAAGUAACUGUUGCAAUGGCUUUCCAGACAAUAUGUUUGUUAAGCAGUAAACCUACAGUAGUAAAUGCUAAAAAAUAGUACAAAGAUAAUUGUUUAGUGAAAUUUAAAAAAGGAACAUAAAUUAAAACCCAAACAAAUACAAACAUUGGUUGUCAACACGUUGGGUUGUAGUUUACAGAUAUACAGACUUAAUAAAUAUUUGUGAUAAUGAGUUGAUUUAAGCUAGCAGUUGUGGGUACAGAGUUCCCAGUUACUCUCUUUCCAUGGAGACCGAUGUUUGUUUGGUAAACAUGUCAGAUGCAUGGGAAGUAUUGCAUAAUUAUGAGACAUAUACACCCAUGACAUAAUUGUGGUAUUAUAGUGGUAUUGCAGUAGUUUGGUAUUCGAAUUUGGAAUCAUUUUUGGGAUUGUGGGAGUAUUCCUUAAUCUCUGAAUUUCCUUCUUCAAUGUCAGACAUUUAUAAAUGUUUAUCGAUUUGGGACUAUGGUUAGGUAUGUUAGGGGGUAGUGUAGGGUGUUGAAAGAAGAUGCUGAUAUUUUUCCAUAAAUUAAUUUGACUGCCCCCCCCAAAAACACUGAAUAUCAAUGGACGUUACACAAUAGUCACUCAAUGCUUUUUGGAGUUUAUACAUUAAACUAAAAAGGUAUGAGCAUCACUUUAUAUGAUAAUUUUUUUACAUUAACUCACAAUGUUCUCAGAAAAUGUAACUACUUGAAGACAGCGUUUGCCUCUUCCAAGAUGGCUUAAGGAAUUUAAGUUGAGAGGAUGUGCAUAUUGGGGCACAGCAUAUCACCUCUUAUAUAAGAUUGUCAACAUCUCACAAUUGCAUAGAUAGUGUGGAGACUAAUUGCAAGAAAUUGACAGAGUCUUUCCACAUCUCAUUGACUAUCAUAUCAUCAAGAUCUCACAGUUAGAGAUACAGGUUGCAAACCCUUAACAGAAUCCAGAAAUAUAUUUAAAGUGGCAAGAGGCAAUGAAGCAAUAUGCAUGGUGGCAUGAACUAAUUUAAAGGCAAAGAAAGAUUAACCAUAAGGUCACGCUAUGCAGCUGCCAAGGGCCUAGGGAUUAAACAAGGUCCCAGGAACCAUUAAUUUGUUUGGCCUCAUCAUCAUCGUCCUUUUUUGAAGAAUAAAGGAGGGGCCCCAAACUAUUAACCUAGUUAUCUUAAUCCUUCUCUGCCUGACCUGCAGCUCCCACAUGACCAGAUGACAUGAUUCUCCACCAGUCUCAAUGUCAAUAAAUGAGAACAUAAUUUUGUUACUGCCUCAUAAGCAUGGAGGUGGCAGCCUAAGACAUCUGAACAUGUCAGAAACUAGUGCAGCCCAUUAGUCAUGCUACAUAGUAACAUUGACACUUGACAGACGACUAUUCAUCCCUUUUCUCUUGAGUUUUGCACCAUUUGUAAAACAAUCAUUAAAUUAAGGAAGAGACGCAAGGUUAAUGAUGGCCAAUAUGUUCAAAGUACAAAGACAGGUUGUGGUGGAGGUUAUGUGCUAUUAAAAUAUGUUUAUUUAGUGAACCCGUGUACAAAUGUGAACAAAAUAAAAAGAGAAUAAUUUGAAUGCUUUAUAAUCAAUUCUAAUGUGUUUUAUUAUAAAUGACAUCCAAUCUCUUUCUGAUGUAUCAGAGUCGUGCCUUCACUAAGCAGGUUUGCAAUUUCACGCAAGCAUGUCAGCAAUGAAGGUGUUGAAAGCUCAAAUUCUACUUCUCGUCUUUUCAUCUGUAAUCUUCACACAUGCAGACAGCCAGCAGCUGUCUUAAUUUUAUGUUGAAAGAUGCUGUAUUGACAAGAUUUGAUUCAAGUGCAUUCUGUGACAGAUGUUAAUUGUCGGUCUCGGUGAAGGAGCAGUUACUUUGUGUCGAUGCCAUUUGGUGAAUUGUUAUGGUCUGUAAAUAAAAUUGCCUUCAGUCGAUAUUUUGCAGAGGAUUGCAUUCUGUGUUUCUGAUUUUGGCAGACAUAUAACUGCAAAGUUACUGCUUAUGUAUGUCACUUUGUAGCCAGCUAGCGAAUAAAGUUAAUGCUUUAAUCAAUGUUUUUUAAUAACUAUUUAUUUAGAAUUUCACUAAGAGGAAGUAGAAACAAGUAGACAGACACAAUAAGCAAUAAAAUAAUACCAUUAAUGCGGUCCCAGUCUGGGGAUUUUGCAGAAUUUGGGGGGCAGGCAAAGGUGAGUUCUACUUACCUGAACCUGUCCCUCACGGAUGCUGCCAUCUUCUCCCAGCGGGUCCUUUUCAGCAGCACCAGAAGACGGCGUCACUGCUGUACUCUUGAGCAUGCGCAAGAGUACAGCAUUGAGGUCUAUGGAGGAUCCCAUGAGACCACGGAUUGACGUCUAAACGGCAUUAGCUGCUCCCAGUGUCUACAAGUGUCAGGCGUAGAAAAUAUACACAGACAAAGUAGUCCUUAUAAAAAUGAACAAUGUUUUUGUACAGCCAUUCACCUUCUUUGUAAAUUAUGUGUGAUGUUGCUGAUAUUCAUAAUUGUCUUUGGGAUAUAUUCUAUUAGUACCACCAUGCUGUGGUUCAUUUCAUAUGUAGACUUAUCUGUAAUGCUGAAUGAAUGAACUGAUGAAUGGACUCAUUGUUCUUCAAGGGUCUAAGAAAACAGACAAAAUGGAAUGCCAGUGAACACAAUUGUUUGUAAAACAGCUGUAUGUUAUUAUCACAGUACUGGUAAAUUUGGCCCUACUGUUUAUUGUCCCAGAGGAACUGUGGGAUAUGCUUAUCCAAAUCAAGGCAAAGAACAAUGUUUAUACUAAUGCAUAAGAACAGCCUUUAUUAGUCUGUUAGGGGUUAUGCAGGACUUAGUAUAGAAACGUAUUUAACCCCUUAGGGACACAACUUCUGGAGUAAAAGGGAAUCAUGACGGAAUAUUUCCAUCAUGUGUCAUUAAGGGGUUAAAAUUGGUCUUUGUGAAUGCAUUUUUCUUCCUCUGUGAAUAGAUCUCCACAUUUAUCCAUGAUUAGUUCAUUAUAUAUAGUUAUUCAUGAAAAAGUGCUCCUUAAAUAGUGAAAUUUCUUGAACUGAAAUCAGGCUUGCCCUGUUUAGGACCAAAGUGAAGAUUUACAAUUAGCUAAAUUGGAGAAUUUCCAAAGCUUGGUUGUUUGGCGCAAAGUUCGCAAUUCAUUAUUUGAAUUAUCCCAUAUCAGCCUUUAAUUUAAUAAAUCUCUUCACGUAAACAUGGUAGGACAGAAGUCAUUGCAAAUCUUACAUCUGCCACAAUACAUUACAGAGAUUUUAUGAUAAAAGUGUUUUGCUGCAAGUAAUUCAAUUUGAAAGUCUCUAUUAAUAUUAGCAAGAGUUCUGCUUCUAGAAUGUCACUUUCACGCAGAGUAAACAGGUCUAAAUAGUGAAUGCCAUAAAGCAUGUUAAAUCUGAAUAUUGUUUAGACUGGGAGAUUACAAACAAAAUAACAUUCAGGAGGCCCUCAGGACAGGUGUCUAGUAUUAGGCUAAACAUUCAGAAUAUUCCUUGCUAAUGCUAGGUAGCUUUAAAAUUAUGAAGAACCAAAAGAAAAAUAAUACCAGAGUAUGCAGAAAAUAAAAAAAAAGCCCGCAACAUAACGGCAUCAGAGGGGUAUUAAAACCAGCCAACAGGUAUCCAGUGGCGGAUCCGGGAGGGAGAGGGGGGCAACGGCUAAUGCAGGGCUGGCAUUGUCCAAGUGCCAGCCCUGCAAUGUGCCUUCACGGACCGGAGGGGAAAUCGGAGAUCUCCCUCCCCAGUCCGCAGGCACUAUGCUGGCAGCCGGCAGGGGAGGGAGGGAUAGAGGACUCGGGAGCUCAGUCUGCAGCUCCUCCGGGUCCUACUCUCGCGAGCACGGAGCGCUGCCGCGGUUACCACGGCAACGCUCCAAAUCUCGCGAGAGUGAACUCUAGCCCUGGAGCUGUGGGCUAGAGUUCACCUCACCACCACUGGGACCACCAGGGAUUCCCACUGGACCACCAGGGAUCAAGAAAUGUCCCCCCUCCUCCUCCAGAAAAGGCAGGAAGGGAGGGGGGCAUAAAGAAUAUUUGUUUUAAUUAAAUUAAAUUGAAAAAAAACAUAUAAGAAGGGUUGGGGGCUUUUUUUAAUAAUAUGUGUUGGUUUUUUGAAAUUUUAUUAUUAUGUGUAUAUGGGGACAGUGUAUGUGUGUGUGGGGGGGAGCAAUGUGUGUGAUAAGAAGGGUAGGGGGCUUUUUUAAUAAUCACACACACACAUUGUCUCCCCCCUCCCCCACACACACACAUACACUGCCCCAUACACACAUUGCCCCCAUACACACACACUGCCCCCAUACACACACACUGCUCCCUAUACACAUAUUGACCUACACAUACACUGCCCCCCCCACACUCACACAUACACUGCAAUCCUCACACACACACACUGCAUAUGUCACACACAAAUACUGACCCACACAUACACUGCCCCCCUAACACACACACACUGCACCCCUGACAUAUACUGCCACCCUCACUCACACACUGCAACCUUCACACACACACACACACACACACACUUGUAUCCGCCACUGCAGGUAUCUCAGUCUAAAGUCAUGCCACACCUCUCUGGGGCAAGUCCGUGGUACAUCUCAGUAAGGCUGGGGGUAACGGGGCUCUAGCUUAAGAGUAGUUGCUUUAGCGUGUCAGCGCACCUCUGGUACAGGAGAGCGCCCGCUUCUCCUGUCCGGUGUGUACCAGGCUGCAUCUGCCACAUUGGGUUUUAGAAGCUCCUGACAAAUCACUGGGUGCAGCUCAAUGUGCUAAGUAUGUUGGGGAACCAAACAGUUGCAGUGACUUAUCUUGUCGAUCCAGUAAAAGUUGCUAGAAGUAGUUAUUAUCAGAACAGUGGAGGAGCUCACUCAAUAUGCGACUCUCCUCCAUUGCAGUCAGGCCCCGCGCCCGCUAAUACACUUUUAAUAGUGUUUAUUCAUUAGUAAGUAACACCAGAGAGUCAAAGAGUUGUUAAAUAAUCAAUUAAUAGAAAUUGGUUGUUUAGCUAUUUUUUUUUUGUGCUUUCGAAUUAGAAUUUUCAUUUGCACAUCUUGCAAAUCUUUUCGUGCGUCUGUGGCUCUUGUUAUAAACAAAUCCAAUGAAGAAAAAUCAACAGUUCUGUUUUUAUUUAUUUUUUGCCAAACAUUAAAUGCAACAUUUCAAAUAUGUUUAGAGCAUCAGCUUUCUUUAGUCAGUUAACAGAUCAGGACCAAGAAGCAUACCUCCCAAGUGUCCCUAUUUAGGAAGGACAGUCCCUGUUUUGCACUUAAAUCCCUCUGCCCCUCUUUUCUGUCCUAAUGUCUCUAUUCUCUAGGAACUUUAUAUUUUUAUUGUGUCUGAAUGUAUAAUAGAUCUCCACGGCAAUAAUACUCACAGUAAUGUGUGUUUAAUCUACAAUAUAUGUGGUUUAGAAAUCAGUUUGUGUAAAAAAUAUAUAUCUUGUUCUAAUUACAUUUUAGUUGCAUAAAUUGUUAUUAGUAAUCACCUAAACUUUCACCACCACCACCCCCACAUAUCACACCCCUAAAAUUAAAGUGUCCCUCGUUGUCCAUUUGAAAUGUUGGUCGGUAUGGACAUGUAAUUUCCCAUUUUAGUGGUUUAUUCGCUAAAUAGAGAAAUGUGGUGUCCUAAGGGUCAGCCUGCAACUUUUAGACCAGAAAUGACAAAAAUAGUGGGAAAAGUGAAUCUGAUAGCUGUAGAGGGGUGAAAAGUGCACAUGAAAAGAGAUUGUAAGAGCAUUCCAUGCUAAGACUGACAUGAUCCAAAAGGGAAAAAAAGCCAGUUGAAUCCACAAGGAGUGUUUUACUGUAUUGUGUUUGCUUUUCUCAGUUCAUGGGAGGUUCAUCAUGCUUUCCUUGUUUAUAUUGCUCAGGGAUUUGUAUCCAGCUGUCUUUUACCAUUCUUCUGUUUACAAGCACAAUUCAUUUGUUUCCUUUGUUUAGAAGAAAAAGUCACAGAGAACUCUGUGGGCAGAAAGACAUUAUGAUUAAUUACAUUCUUCUCUACUAUCCGAGUAUGAGUAGACAAAUGUCAAGUGUGACCAAGUCAGUUAAAGGGAUACUGUAGCCACUGUAAUGGUUUCAUCUCAUUGAAGUGGUUAUAGUAUCUGGCGUUGCCUAGUAAAAUCAUUCCAUUCAGCAUUAACAUAUUUUUAGUGUUUUAAUGCUAAACAAGAGUCCCUAGCAGCCCAUCCCCUCACGAUUGCUUGGACUAACGAGAAAGCAUUAACCUAAGCAUUAAUGGGCUCUGUGAUUGGCUGAGAGUGUUAGCUGAUCACUUUCAGCCAAACACAGCACCCAUUGCUGGUAUGAAUUGGUAAGGUUAGAAGGAAGUGUGUAAUCUCUGCCUUAGCCAUACGUCCAGUGUGUCCUCUUUUUUCAUUUUAAAAAAUUUGGAUAUUUUAAUAAAAAUUCACACUUUUAUAAAUUAAGCUUUUUUCACCCCCUGGCUGUGAAUUGGACAAAUGGUCCUGUUACUUUCUGGUUGGUUAGCUCAGUGGAGAAAAACACAAAAGGCAGCAAUUGCCCAGAGCACCUGCCUUACAAAGACUUGUCAUUGAAUUGUAUUGGGAAGCCUAUGAUUGGACAGCCACAGAAAUUAUGAGCUGGGUUAGAAGGGGGGAGCUUGCAAAGGCUUCAGACAAGAGAACUGCACCUUUUCAAGCUGUUUUUACAUAUACCCCUAAUGAAAAAAUGCAUACUUAACUACAUGCAUGUUUUCAUUUGGGAUAUAUCUACUAAAGAGUGAUAUUUUUGUAAUUUAAAAAAAAAUUUGGACAGUGGAGUGUCCUCUUAAAAAAGUUGAGAUAUAGUCUGUUCUUUAGAUUGAUGAUCAUCAAUGUUGAUUAGAUACUUAAGAUCCUUGAAAUUGUGCCUCUGCUUAUUGAGUAGUGCUGAACUUUUUCUUUCAGGAUGUCAACUUGGUACUGUAAGCUCGUUUGAGCAGGGUCCUCUUCAACCGAUCGUUUCUGUAAGUUUUCUUGUAAUUGUCCUAUUUAUAGUUAAAUCCUCCCGCUCAUAAUAUUGUAAAGCGCUAAGGAAUAUGUUGCUAUAUAAAUGGCAAUAAUAAUAAUGGGAGAAAUGUACUCUUUAGUUGGCGCUGGUGGAGUUGUCAAAGCACUUUGCAUUACCUUGCAUUGCAAAUUCCACUGGCUCAAAAAAACACUAUAUAUAAAAUAUAAUAAUAUAUAAUAUAUAAAAAGUUUGUCGAGAGCCACGUUGGACCAGGAAUCAAUAGGAAUCAAUGUUCCUAACAUCCUAUUAAUGUUUGUUUGCUCUGAAACUGUUAAUUCAUUAAGUUACUUCACUUAAUUUUCAUUAACUUCCAAAUUAUUGCCAUGAUUUAAUAUUUGUGGAGAAGCUUUUCAGAUGAUUUUAUAUUUUUGGAGAAACUUUUAAAAUGAUUUAAUAUUUUGAAUUUUUUUUUAAAUAUUUUAAUAUGUUGAUUUUUUAUAUAUAUAUAUAUAUAUUGAUAUAUAUUUUAUGUAUGAUAUAUUUUGGAUAUUUUAAUAUUGUUAAUAAAGAAUUUUAAAAGUGUAUCCAAAAAUAUGAAAUGAUUAAAAAAAUAUGGAGUUGAGGUCUGGACUAGAAGACUAUAUUAUUAUUAUUAUUAUUUUAUUAUUUAUAUAGCGCCAACAAAUUCCGUAGCGCUGUACAAUGGGUGGACUAACAGACACAUAAUUGAGAUCAGACCACUGACGUACAGGAACAGAGGGGGUUGAGGGCCCUGCUCGAUGAGCUUACAUGCUAGAGGAUCUAUUUAAAGGUGAAUAUUAGUCCCCCCCCCCCCCCCCAGCAAGACUGAAGUGAGAAUUCAUAGUGAAUUUCAAAUUUAAAGUCAAAAUAGCCAAAAAGGAAAAAUGGACUAAAUCAGCAGUUGCUCCUAGUUCUAUUACUUUGGCCUGACAUUUUGAAUCUUCUGACUGAGCCUGCGAGUUUAAAAAAACUCUCAAAAUAGGUCUAUACAGCAGUACCCACAACUUUCAAAAAAUUAAACGUUAAUGGAAGCUUCUAUAUUACUUGAAGGCAACAAAAAAAGUCACUGUGGCCACAUUUGUUCCUUCACAACCUUUCAUUAGAAAGAAGCUUCUCCAAAUAGAAACAUUCUGUAGGAGUUUCCUAGAAUGUUCAUCUUUCAGUCGGGAAGAUGAUGGGGGUUGUGCCGUGUUUUAUCUGUUUUUUUUGUUGUUGUUUUUUAAGUUGUCGACAUGUCAAAAUAUCAUGAUUAUUUGGGCAUUAUCUUCCAUCACACACAUUCUUUAUUGAAAGUGUAGACAUAUACAUUUACGGGACAAAAAUAUUUAUGGAACAUAUCUAUUUUUUUUUAAUUUAUUUUUUUAUAGAUGAUGCAUUAAAAAUAACUAACAAUCAAUAAAUAAUGCAUUUUAUAGGUAUCUAAUGCUACUGACAGCAAGUGGCAGCGGCAGAAUGGUUCCUCCCUAACUAGGCAGUAGCUCACCAAUUAGAUGCCUCAUAUUUUGGUCUAUUCAUAUUCCAUGAACUCUGUAUAGCAAGUGUUUAUGGGAUCAGCAGAUUAUCUCCCAAGUGUAGAAUAAGUGUAACUGCUAAAACUGAUAGCACCCAUGCCACUCUGUUUGGUGAAUGGAACUGUGUGCAGUAAUCUGCAGAACUGUAUAUGUCUUUGCCCUUUUUCCAGAGAGGAGUUUGAGAUUUGUCCUAGUUGUCCUAGUUGAUUGAUAGUUCCAUCUACCUGACUGGCAGCUCCGAGUCUCUGCAGUUGUAAGUCACUUUCACAGCUGAGGGUGGACACAGAAUGCUCAAUGCAGCAUCAAGUUUGCAACAAUGUAAAGUUGUUAUGGUGCUUAAAAGAACAAUCGUUCUAAGGUAGUAAUUCAGAAAUAAAAUGAUAACUUUUGCAGGACUAGUAUCGUUGAAUGAAAAUAACAGAAUGUAUUCUGUCCUCUUUUGAACUUACAGAAGUAAACUUUGGGAAUUUGGAGAUGGAGACGGAAAUGUACUCCUUUUUUAUUUCGGCACAGUUCAGGGAUUAUGGGAUAAAAGCUAGAAGCAGGCAGGUGGCCAAAUUCUGUUGUUCUGGAUGACUAGACUCUCCCAGUGCAGUUUCAGUCUCAGUGACAAUAUGUGGUAUGCUCCCUUUCCUGCAGCUAUUAAAGACAUGGGUAAAGAAUGCUCAACAAGAGAGUUUGGUUAUUUAUGCAAGUAGCAAGCCAGAAGCUUAUUGUUACGCAUAAGGCAAAACAUAUUGACAUUCCGGUUUGAUCAAUGAAAAUCACUACUUUGCAUUACAAUCAGAACAACAGAUUUCAGCAUAAUUUCUUUGCUGUCUCAUUAUAAUAUGUUUUUAUAAAGGUGUGUGUCUCCUGUAUGCUGUGUUUUCAUCAAAAAAAUUCAACAAAAAAGUUAUGAGCAAUAAGGGCAGUUGCUUGUUGUUUCCUGAAAUAAAAUUGUUUAUUAACCUCAGCUUUUCAAAUUUUGUUAAUAAAUUCAGUGGAAAACAAAAAUUGAUAGAAUCCAAAGGUUGUAUAACACAAGUUCAUUUGGCAAUGAGGGAUAGUAACAUUAUUCGCUAGCACAUAAAGAGUUAUAUAACCUUUGAUAUAUAAAGAAAAAAAAUCUAAAGGUAUUCUAGAUAUCAAUCUCAUAUACAGGAAUUACACAUACAGCUUUUCCAGAUAUAGGUAGCAUAUUUGUAUAAAUACAAUAAUGAAAACAAUUAAUUACAAUUUUUAUAGCAUAGCUGCAAGAGAAAGUUUAUGCUUGCCCUUUUUAAAAUGUAUGCAUGACAUCAUUUUAUAGAUGAAUAACUAUAUCAUCUUAAAUUUUAUCUAGUAAAAUAAAAUAAGCAUAAAUUCAAAGAGAUAAAAUGGGAUAUUAGAUAGACAUAUCUGUAAAUAUACACAUACUACAAAUGUAAUAGAUACACUUAAUAGCAAAAAGUAUGAUCAGAUUAAAGGGACACUCCAGGCACCCAGACCACUUCUGCGGAUUGGAGUGGUCUGGGUGCCAACUCCCACUACCCUUAACCCUGCAAGUGUAAUUAUUGUAGUUUUAAUAAACUGCAAUAAUUACAUUGCAGGGUUAACUCCUCCUCUAGAGGCCACUAGAGGGCAUUUCUGGGAUUCUAGCAUAGGUUUUCUGUGCUAUAGCGUCGCUGGACGUCCUCACGCUGUGUGAGGACCUCCAGCAUCGCUUAAAUCCCCAUAGGAAAGCAUUGAAAGCAUUUUCAAUGCUUUACUAUGGAGCGGUCUAAUGCCAUUGCCGUGCAUGCGCAUAAGGUCUCCCCCGCCGGUGGGCAUGAUCGGUCUCCCCCUGACGUGGUGACGGGGAGGAGCGUGGGCGGACCUAGAAGCAGUGCCGAGGGACAUCAGCGCUGCCUCAUGUAAGUCACUGAAGGGGUUUUGACCCCUUCAGCAACCGGGAAUGGGAGGUGGGAGGGAGAGGGGACCUGCAGUGCCAGGAAAACGAUUUGUCUUCCUGGCACUGGAGAGUCCCUUUAACUGAGGAUGGCUUUUGGAGUGACAGCCCUAGACCCAUUAUAGGGACCAAAAUACACACAAAACAGCUAUAAAAUAAAUGUUAAGGGAUAUUAUAGUGCCAGGAAUACAAAACUGGAUUCACUGCCUCUCCCCUCCCUCGCACUCCCCCUGCUCCGGUGAAUAAAGUGUUAACAACCCUUUAUUUCCUUACAUGAUCCCAGCACCCAUGUCCCUUGGCACUGGGUGGUGGCUCUGCUGCAUCCGUCGCUCAAUGAUGGGGCGCUAAUGUGCAUGCGCAGCAAGUGCCCUGCGCCCAUUAGGCCCUUCCUAUAGGAAAACAUUCAAUCAAUGCUUUCCUAUGGUGAAAUUGCUGCUGCUGAAUGUGCUCAUGCACAGUGUGAGGACAUCCAGAGUCAGUUAGCGGAGCAAAAGUCCGAUAAUGUUCCAGAAGCACCUCUAUGUAGGGUUAAGAUGAUAAAACAAUCAUGGCCAUUCUUUCAGGUCAACAUGUGUCUGUUUCCUACUAAUACAUUUUUUUCAUAUACCAAGUUUAACAACAAUCUUCAGCUUGCAAAUAGACUACUGUAUAACUAAUAAAAUAAGCUAUAAUCUCAUGCUUAAUGUGAAUAAACAGUUGUAAAGUACAUUUACAAAAAUGAAACAAUGCUUUAAUGCCUUAAAAUAUUAACAGUUAAUGUUUAUGUGCUACUGUAAAUAGUUUGUAAGGCUUUCAAGUAUUGCUCUGAGUUGUAAAGAAGCGUAAUGAAAACACAGAGUAGUGGAGCGGUAAUAUACACUUAGGGAGCUGCAGACUUUGUUGUUUUGUUAAGAGACAGAACAGUAAAAAAAAAAGCAAUUACACACUGUUUAACCCCUUAAGGACCAAGCUUCUGGAAUAAAAGGGAAUCAUGACAUGUCACACAUGUCAUGUGCCCUUAAGGGGUUAAAGAUGAGCUAUUUUAUUUUACACAGCAUUGUCUUUAUGUAUCAAACCACUCAUACAGAUUUUUUUUGUGUUCCUAUUUGUCGUUUCAGAUUGUAAACCUGAUCUACCUACUAUUCAUGUCAAAUUUCGUAAUAGUUUGUCUCAUUUAUUGUUAAAGCCACACGUUUAUAACAUUGUAAAUCGCUGCAGAAUAAGUUGGCUGUAUAUAAAUUGCAAUAAUAAUAAUAAUAAUUACAAAUCAGUGAUGGCCCAAAAGUCCAUCUCUGGUUGGACAUGCCAAGCAAUUGACAUGUUUACUCUGCUCAAAUGGUGUGGAGAGAGUUCACACAUAUACUCAACUGCUAGUGUAGCUGAGACAAAGCAGAAGGCUAUGCUUGUAUUAAGAGAAACCUUAUUCAAGGCUCCCAUGAGGUUCAGUGCUGUGCAGUAACUUAAUAAUGCCAUGUAUGCAGGGUAUGCCAGGAUAUGCCUUGAAUGACCCACCUCAAGAAGGUUCUUCUAGUUAACAAAGACAUUUUACACGGGGGAAGGCACAGAACCUUGUUCUCUUGUAACAACACAGCAUGAAUGUCAUGCUCCAGUUGAAAAAGUAUGCACACUGAAGGAAGUCUCAUUACAUAUUCCAUUAACCGUUGUUUUUUGUUUGAAGGAGAGGUGACUCAGGACUCCUCAGGAGGGGACCUGAACUUACUGCUCUACACCAUUGUCUGCACAAGGGUUCCUGUAACCCUUGACAUAUGUUUUGACCUCUCAUUAUCCUCAUCAAUCAAGUACACUAGUAUAUCUCUUGACGCAUGGAAAAAAGGGUCCAUGUCUGGAUUACUCAUUGCUCUUUACGAGACCUGUUUCAUACAUUCAGUAUUCAAAUGCAAAAUAUAUACAUAUGUAAUCAAUACUUAGUUUAAAAUAUAGAUCUGUGAAUGAUCUUCAGUUUGGUCCACAUGAAGCCACAUGAAAAAAAUAAUGUGCCAUAGGUAUGGUGUGGCUAUAAUUCUGCGGUUAAAAUGUAAAAAUAAAUUGCUAAUAAUAAAAAAAAAAAAAAUACAAUUGAAUGCUUUUUGUAUAGCCUGCACAGAUACAUUUGUUCAUUUAAUGUGUUUUUCAGUAUACAAGGUGAGGUUUCAGUUGCCAUUCUGUGAAAUGUUAGAUUAUUAAUAGAAUGGAUUGCAAAUUAACCCUUACAAGUGCUUGUGCCUCCAAGCAUUUCCCUCUCCACGUGUGAUGUUUUUUUUUCUUCACUUAUGACUCAUCCAUAGAAGAAUGUUUUAACCCUUUUAUUUUUUUCAUAUACACAUUUUAAAAUGUGAUUUAAGUCUGGAUUAGUGAAGUGUAACACCAUUGUUUCGUGGAAGCUUGUUGUAUGACGUAUUACAAUGAUUCUGCUGGCUGGACCUGCUAAUGAUUAUACCAGGCAAAUCGUUUGACGUCUACUUCUUCAACAUUUUCCAUUUUCCUGUGACCUCUUCAGGCAUUAGAGUCUCCAUGUGGGAAUUCUUUGCCAUUGUAGGUUUUUGGGAAAUGCCCUACUUAUUUAAAAGGGCAAGAGGUCAAAUUGCUGUAAAUUGUGUUUUUUUGCCUGAAUCAAUCUGCAACCUCAUUUUAUACAUUACAUGAAAUGACGGUCUUUCAACCUUCUACUUACAUUCAUAAUUAAUGUAUUGGGCAAUCUCAAUGUGUUAAACACAAUCAUUCUUUAUUCAUGAAACUAAGGUGAAUAUGGGGGUAGGAGGGUUCCUGUAUACAUGCACUUAACAUCUGGGAAUGCAAGAAGUUUUAGGAAAUUGAAAAUUUUAAGUUAAAAGUAUCAUCCUUCUUUAAGAUAUCUCAGUGUAGCAGUGUGUACAGCAUGUGACCAAAAAUGCACUUGCACAGCAUUAUGGGUAAAAAAGGGCUAUACAUCAACAGGAUAACCCAGGCAAACAGCAGCGAUAAGCAUGUUUUAAAUGCACCUCUAUUGCGCACCUUAAUCCAGUGUUCAAUGGAAUUUACUGGGGUGAGGAAAAUGAAUUUGAAAAUAAAUUGGAAAAGUCCUUUUUAGUAGACCUGUGUUUUCAAACCUUUUUUAAACUAUUACUAGUAAAUAAUGAAUCUAUUCACGCAUACCUCAUAGGUAAGUCACAUGCUAUCAAUUCACCUUGCAACUUCCAGAUAAAAAGCAAAAUCACUUUUUAACUUAAAGGACCACUCUAGGCACCCAGACCACUUCAGCUUAAUGAAGUGGUCUGGGUGCCGGGUCCAGCUAGGGUUAACCCAUUUUUUCAUAAACAUAGCAGCAUCAGAGAAACUGCUAUGUUUAUGAAUGGGUUAAGCCUUCCCCUAUUUCCUCUAGCGGCUGUCUCAUUGACAGCCGCUAGAGGCGCUUGCGUGCUUCUCACUGUGAUUUUCACAGUGAGAGCACGCCAGUGUCCAUAGGAAAGCAUUAUGAAUGCUUUCCUAUGUGACCGGCUGAAUGCGCGCGCAGCUCUCCGCCCAGCGCUGGAAAAAGGUAAGUUUUAACCCCUUUCCAGAACCGGGCGGGAGGGGGACCCUGAGGGUGGGGGCACCCUCAGGGCACUAUAGUGGCAGGAAAACGAGUAUGUUUUCCUGGAACUAUAGUGGUCCUUUAAAGCACCAAUUUGUUUUGUUAGUGUGGGAAUCCCAAUGAAUUGUUAGUAAAGGGCUCAAGUUUGUCUUGAUUUUGGCAGGUGAGUUUACACUUUAAUUGAAACAUAUUUUACUUAUAAUUUUUUUUGCUUUUUGUCAUAUAUUUUAGCUGAUUAAUACUAGAAGCUUUUUUUCCUUUCAAUAGUAGUGGAAGUUUGAGUGCAUGGCUUAUUUCUCUAUGUAUGAAAGAAAAACUAGUUAAAGUUUCCUGGGGACAAAGUUGAAUUGGCGAUCUAUACCAAGUCUGUGGUAGACGUUACCAGCAAAACUAUUAACACAAUUUAUAGACAUGUCUCUCCAUGAUUGUUUCUUAUAAUGGCUACUUGGAACAGUUUGGAACAACCUUCAUUCUUCAGCUGCAGAAAUGGCCUCUGUAGCUAAUAAAGAUCGCUCCCCUCCUGUUUUUCACCCAGCACUUACUUCCUUUUUCAUGCUGGGCAUUGCCAAAUCAAUGCUUCUCCAAAAAAAAAAUAACAAUAAUAAUUAUAUUUAUGGUUAUAUCAAUUCAAGUGACAUUUUUUAAGAUUUGUUUUAACAUGACUAUUAAAAUGGAGACUUACUUUAUAAAGCUACUGUGGGCUAACAUACUUAUCAGACCGAGCCAACUAUUGAAUGUGGUUGAUUCAGGGGCGUACCUAGAGCAUUUGGCACCCGGGGCGGAUCCUGUGCUUGGCACCCCCCCCGCCCCCUCCCAAAAAAAAAAACCCUGUAAAAAAUGUUAAAGGUUUUAUUUCUUUUAUUUUUACAAUUUGUAAACUUUGCAAAACCGCUGUCAGCCCCUCCUACAAAACCCUUGUCCUGCCCUGCCCCUCCUACAAAACCUCUGUCCUGCCCCUUCUACAAAUCCUGUACUGCCCCAUCUACAAAACCCCCGCAACCCCCUUCCACAAAUCCCCUGCUUAUCCCCCCUUAUAAAGACUCCUGUCCCAAUACAAAACCCCCACCCCCUUCUACAAAAUCCCUGCAGCCCCACACACACAUUUACAGGCAGACAGUCACACACUCAGUUACAGACACAGUCACACACUCAGUUACAGACACAGUCACACACUCAGUUACAGGCAGACAGUCACACACAGUCACAGGCAGACAGUCACACACAGUCACAGGCAGACAGUCACACAUACACAUUUCCUCCGUGCGGCCAGUUUAUCAGCUGUUUGCUUGAGUGAGCUGUACUGGCCGCACGGCACCCUAACUACCAUGGGACACUGUGCGGCCACAGCUCACACAGCCCCCUCCAGCCAGGGCCGGUACAAGGAUUUUUGCCGCCCAAGGCAAAAGUAAAGUUUGCCGCCCCCCAUGUGACAUCACAAUGCCCCAGCCAUAUGAUUUGCCAUGUUAACUAACACUGUAUUCACUGUAUUUAAUUUUCCACCAGUUGUACUUUUCUUUAUAGGAGUUUGCAUCAUUUAUAAUGAGACAUCCAGAGCAGCUUGUAUUUUUCUUUUUCUGCCCUCUACAUCCAGGAAGAGCAGAAAUCAAAACUCAGAACUGAUUUAUGUUUUUAGUUAGAGAGUUAAAGAGUUAGAGAGUUAAAUCACCCAGAGCAGCGGGAGUUUGGACGCUGUCAGAGUUAUUUACUAAAGUGAGAAUUCAAAAUGAAGUCAAAGUGAAUCUCAAAUUCAGGGUCAGAGUAGCAAAACUCAAAACUUUGGUGACUUAGAAAAUGUAUACAUUUUGGCAAUUUUGACCAUUCAUUUCAAAUUCACUUUGAAAUCAUUUAGAAUUUUAAUUUUAGUGAAUAACUCUUACUGUGUGUAAAUCACCCAUCCAUAAGCAGUUUGUCCAAGGCAUCUGGAGUUGGCAUACUGUGUGUGCUGAAACCAGAUGCAAAAGUUUCACAAUCUUCAUAUUGUCAGCCAGACAGAGUGUAUUCCAGCUGGCUGACUGACAGCAGAUCGAGGCAACAUUACAAACAACAACAACAAAAAGAGUUAAAAGUAUGUAGCUCCUGAAUGAAACAUUUCUAAAAAGAAAGGCUUCAGGUACAGAAUAUUUGCUCCAUAACAAUGUGAGUAAGGUAAAAUUUUUACGGUGCUAUGAUAUCCCUUUAAGGAUGUGCAAAACCUUUUUUUCUAUAAAUUUUAACUCAAUGUUACAAUUUUAUGGGAUGAUGUUUGGGCAAUUUCCUUCUUUGCUAGACAGUUCUACAAUUUUCUUUGAUGCUCCGUAUUUUUUGUUUUACCUUGUAAAAUGUGUUUUACAUUUUCAAGUAUUUCAUAAAACAUGUACAUCAUAAAACAUUGUCAGUUAUGAAAUACACUGAAUUGUACCAUAGUUUGCUCUUCAUGAAAAUAAUAUAAAUAUAUAAAUCAGUAUAUCUAGAAAUAAUCUUAUGUGGACUGUGUCACAUUAUCAUAUAUACAUUUUAGUAUUACUUUAAUAGUAAUAGCUUAUCAUUAUUUGUAAUAGCUCCCAGAUUUUUAAGAAAAUGCCAAUACAUCUCUAAAUAAAAGCUGGAACAAAUUUUAAUAAAUUUUAAUAUGCAAGGAGAGCGUAAUCUAAGGUCCAAGAAAGUUAAGUGUAUGGAAUUGGGGAACCUGUAUAAUUUUAAACUUGGUUUCCAAGCCUGAUAUCACAUAGGAAUUAGCUCAACAGAAAAACAAACAAACAUCAUUCUGUAGAGCAGCUUAUCACAUAUCCUCCUUGUAAACAGAAGUCAUCAAAUGCAGCCUCUUAAAAUAGCACACAGCUGCACUAACUGCUUCCUCCCCAUCCAGUAUUCACACUUAACUUGUUUUCUCCAUCCCCCACUUCCACAGAACAUGCUUCCUUCACUGUACCAAAAUACCCUCUACUGUGCUGCCUGACUGGGUUCUCUUGACAAAAGAUCCCAUUCUAACAUUCCGUAAGACUAGCAGACUUAUCCUGUGUCCUCAUCCUCCCCUUUUUCCUUAAUUCUACAGUAGUUUUGAGGGACUGAAAGCUCAGAAAACAGACAUCAUCUCAUGAAUACACAGUUCCAAGCAGUAGCGGCUGGUGAAGUUUUAAGAUGGUGGGACUCCUCCUAGGCACCAGACUCCUCUCCCAGAAUUUUACUCCUCUCUAUCCAGUACAGAGAUACUCAUACAAUAGAGAGAUGAGCAUAAUACAGAGAUGCUCAUACAAUAAAACAGGCUGGGCAUGACAUAACGAUAAAACACAUAGAGCUGAGUACAAAACUGGGGUAGGAGAGGGGAGUAAGGACCACUGGGGGAGCAAGGGGGGGGAGUAAGGACCACUGGGGUAGGAGGGGGAGUAAGGACCACUGGGGGAGGAGGGGGGCGUAAGGACCACUGGGGAGGAGGGGGGGAGUAAGAACCACUGGGGGAGGAAAGGGUGGAGUAAUAACUACUGGGGGAGGAGGGGGAGUAAGGACCACUGAGGGAGGGGAGGUAAGGACCACUGAGGGAGGAGGGGUAGGUCCACUAAGGGGUUUGGGAGAGGGAGGACCACUAAGGGGGGAAAGGACCACCAAAGGGGGGUAAGUAGGGAGGACCACUAAGGAGAGGGGAGGAGGGUAAGGACCACUAAGGGGGUGGGGGAAGGAGGGGAAUGUCUACUAAGGGGUUUGGGAGAGGGAGGUCCACUAAGGGUAGGGAUGGAGGACCACUAAGGGGGAGUGAGAAGACCACCAAGGGGGGGACUACAGGGGGCCAAGGGAGAGCACUAAGGGACAGGAGGGAAUGGGAAAUCAAUAAUUGACAGGAGGGUGAGCACUAUCAAAAAAUUAAAAAAAUAAAGAGCUGCUCCCCUCUCAGUCCCUAUCCUACCCCACAAACCCUCUCUUUUACACUACACACAUACACAAUGCAUCCCCCCCCCACAAACACACACACAGAAACAUACAAUGCAUUCCUACUCACACACAGACACACCCGAAACACACAAUGCAUCCCUUACAUUCACACAAACACACACUGCAUCCCCUAUAAACACACUACAUCCCUUACAGAAAUUGGUAUCCCUAUACACUACAUUCUAUAAGAACACACACACGUUGCAUCCUCUACAAUAACACAUAAAACAUCACAUACACUCCACUUCCUGUGAGAGGUGGAUUUAUGGGUGGGCAUUGUAGGCAUACUCACGGUCAAGCCCUGGGGGCCCAGACCUUGAGCUGUGUAAGGGGCCCUAAAAAAUGGAGCUGCUUCCUGUUCGUUAAUUGUUGUGAGCACUGUUAAAAACAGUCUCCAGAGAGCCUCUUCUACACCAGACCUGUGGAGCCAGACAGAGCCCAUCAUCAUCCUCUUGUCCUCAUCUGGUGGUAAGUAGGCAAUCCAAUAUAUUAUUAGUGGCACUAAUCUCUAAUUUACCUCACAUUAAAUGGAUACUAUAGUCACCAGAAGCACUACAGCAUAAUGUAGUGGUUCUGGUGUCUAUAGCCUGUGCCUGUAGGCUUUUUAAUGUAAACACUGUCUUUUCAGAUAAAAGACACUUUGUGAAGAAUGGCAGAGCAUAUGGGCAGGGCAUUGUGAUGUCACAUGGUGGGCAGGACAUAUGGGGGGGGGGGGCGGCAAAAUUUUUUUUGCCUAGGGCGGCAAAAUUCCUUGCACCGGCCCUGCCUAAGACCCAGAUGGAAGAGCGUCCACUGGUUACAUGUUUCAGGGAUAAGGAACAGAAACCAAUAUUAAAUACUAGCGUAACUGGCAUUUGAAAAUUAUGUUGGGUAACCGUGUGUGAUUUUAAACCCAAUCUACUGCACUAUUUACAGGUCUUACACUCAGAUUCUGCUACUUACCCAAAACUCACAUUGCACACACACACACACACACACACACACACAUGCUCACAACACUAUCUUUGGGAGGAGGGAGUGUUCCUUUGUAGUGAUUUUUUUUGUCUGCCCUUGCUUUGUCCUCUUAGCCCUAUUUAUCUUUGUUAUUCUUUCAUGUUCAAACAUUGUAGCCAAGACUUUAUUGCUGUAUAGAUUGUAUUCAUUUGUUUGAAUCUCUGUUUCUCUUUCUCAGGGCUUAUUGUUGUGCUUGUCAUGUUAACAUAGAAUGACUUCUGAUUCCAUUAGUGUCUGCCGAUGAGUAUACAUGUGUAAGGCAUAUCCUCUUCCCCUUCGUUUAGACUUACAAAAAAAAUUAUAUAUAAUUAUCUCAAAUUUCCAUUCACCAUUCAUCUUUGGUUAGUGACUUGUAGCCUCGGUAAGUAUAAAUUUACUUCUGGUGACCAUGCUAUGGUUAACAUUUAUGGUCUGGCCAAUAGAAUAGGACUUCAAAUUUUUAGUAUCUCUCUCUUUUAUGUAUAUAUUCAGGGUUCAAAAUUUGAAGAAAACACAGAAUAUGAGAACUCUGAGAAUGGUCAAAAACAUACAGAAACCUCAGUAGCUUGCCCUUUGGUUAGUCCCCACUCAGGUCUCAAUAAUGUCUUUGCUCACUUGUGCCAUUACAUAGAAAGACAAUAGCAUUUGUAUAUCAGACUGAUCUUAGCCAUAAGGGCAGUCCAGAGAUACAGCAAGUAAAAACAAAAUACAGGUAGUGCCAAAGAGAACAAGCAGGGUAAGAGGUCUAAAAGAUUUCUAAAAACACAAUAUAAAAUAGUCCUUGAUAUAGUUCAACAGUAAAAGAAUACAAAAAUACCAGUUAGUAAGACACAGUCUAAAAGUAGUAACAUUGAGCAGUGAGUGAGCAAAGCAGCAGAAGCUCCUGGCCCCUGCCAAAUAUACUCCUACAGAUGACCGUACAAAGAAUCCUAGGUGGGGAUUAUACCAUGUUCAGGUUGUAUACUCCGACUGAGUAUAUCCGCUGUAGUACUCCCAAAUCCCAAGUGAAGGAGUGAUUAAAGCUCUGACCUACCCAAACAUCAGCAUAGAGCUGAUGAAGGGUACAACAGGAAUAAUUUAUUCUGGCUGCUUUUAUACACAUCAGGGUUACAGUCACAUACACCCAUAACACUCCCACAACACACCCAUAACACUCCCACAACACGCCCAUGAAUUUCUGAGUCAGGAUGACUAAGCAUAAAAGCAUAAAAUACAUAAAAUAUUAAAAAUACAUAUAAGACAUAUAGGAACCCCCACAAAUUUUAAAUUGUUAAAUAGCCCUGAUCUGAACUAAGUUCUCCAAAUAGCGCUCAGAUCCAUACAGUGGACUUCCGAACAGGGUCUUUGUAUAUGGCCCAUAGUCAGUGGGCAGGAGGCCAGCUUCUACACUCCUCCAUGAAUUUGUGGCAAACGUCCAGGGAAAGGAGCGCUUGUCACACAAAUGAGCUGCCUCUUCUAUUUAUUCAUUGUUCAGUUAUUCAGCGUUGUUCCAUCCCUCCUUGGUUGCUUUGUAUCCAUAGAGACAGCAACCCCGGAUGAUAAUUUUUUGGCCUUCUUUGGUCCUCUUCACGAAGGUACAGUAAAUACCCUUCAAGACACAGUGAGCACAAAUUCCAUGUCUGGAUUACCCGUUUAACUUUGGGAGAGCCUAAGUAAAUGAAUUGCAACAAAUUGAGAAUAUGAGAAAAAUUUAAAGUACUACACUACUAACCAGACGGAAACCUGGGGACUACCGGCAUGAUAAACACAGUAGGCUGUAGUAGUUAUAAUACUUUGAAUGUCCCUUUCAAGCACAACUAAAAUGAUUGCAUUUUGUUGAAAUUAAUCGCAACAUGUUUGACAUUUUGUCUUGACUGGGUGUGAACGUGUUAAAUGUUGUACUGUUAAAAUUGGCGUAGCUUAAGAAUCAAGACACAGAAGUGAAAAAUAUAGGAUUUGUUGCAACUUAGAGAACAAUAACUGGUAUUGAAUUGUGGAACGUGUAAUGUAAACCGUGCAGUAGAUAUCAUUUUUAGGGAACCUCAUUUGGUGCCAAUGUUUGAGACUGUGUUUAUAUAAAGUAAAUUUUCUCCAGUGUAUGUUUACCUAAUGCAUACUGAAAUAAUAUUAGUGAAUAAUGUCUGAGGGUUCAAUAACCUGCCAAGUUUAUUAAUAACAUCUGUACUUGAAUAACAUUAAAUAUUUCAUACAAAGUUUGAGAUCCCCCACACAUCCCCCCACCCCUAAAAGGUACAAGUAUAUGCACUACCAAUCAGAGAUGGCACACCAUCAUUUACUCUCACUUUUCAAUGGCUGAUCUCAAAAUAAUGUCCUUAAAUGCUAGGGGACUCAACACUCUGGAGAAAAACACAGUACUAAUCCACGAAAUGGACAGGCAACAGGCUGAUAUUGUUUUCUUGCAGGAAACACACUUUAGAUGGAACCAAGCCCCCAAGCUAUGGGCUAACAUGAUAGGGCAAGCAUUCUAUAGUAACUACCACGGGGGCAAAGCAAGAGGGGUAGCUAUUCUAAUAUCACCACGUAUAGUCUUUACCCUAAGUGAAACCAAAACUGACCCCUUGGGAAGGUAUUUAUUCCUUAAAGGUACAGUAAAUGACACAUCACUAACAUUGACAACUGUAUAUGCCCCAUAUACCAAACAAGUAUCCUUUAUCAACUCCUGUCUUAGGAAACUAAACACAUUUGCAGAAGGGGUAACAGUGUUGGGGCGGGGGGCUGGAACAUGGUCCUAGAUCACUCCACAGACAGUUCUACAACUAGUUAAGACACACAGAAACACCAAAGGGCUUUGUUUCAGAGAACCCUCCAUGCCCACCAACUGGUAGACUGCUGGAGAAUAUCCCACCCACAAGAGAAGGACUACAGUUACCAUUCAUAGGUUGCACAUAGCUAUUUUGGGUAGGGGUUAGAGAGUGAGGCAUCUUUAGGAUAGCAUUAAUUUAGGAUAUUACUGCUGUCCAAUAAUUUUGUAUUUGUGGACAAAAUCACCAUAAGUGCCCCAUACUGCCCACGUCUCCUUCACAUCGCCAGCAUUUAUCACUAACUGUUGGCCAGUACAAAUGGAGUAAGUCUGGUGUCCUAUACCACCGUGUGAUGCGUUUGUAGAAAGACUCGGGUCUUGAUAAGCUAAUGGAGGCUUGCAUGGGUUUUGUGAAGAUGUAUGCCCAGUCCUGGUGUGUCAUAUGUAUGUGUAGUUCUUUCAUCCAUUUUCGUUGGUAUGCCAGGGACCCCUGGUCAUUGUCGGAUGCUUGGAUGAGAUUGUAGAUUUGGGAUAGGGUGCUUUUCUGUGUUUUUGUGUUUGUGCACAUUUUCUCAAAGGGGGUCAGACCUCUUGGAGUCCAGUGUGGUAGGACCUCUUGAGUCAGGGAAUGUCUCAGCUGUGCAUAUCUCAUUGCUUCUAUUACCCCCCUGGGUUUUGUAGAUGCCAAAGUUUAGGGGGUGUAUCCUCCGUCAGUCGAUCGCCAAGUUGUGGGUUUGGCGUCCCUAAUAGUUUUAUUAUAGUCUGUGCCCUCUUACCCCCUAGUAUAUCCGGGUUUUGGCUUAAUGGAUAUAGUGGAGAGAUACCUGGUGACAAGUCCCAUGUGGUUUUGUGUAAUCUCCAUUUCUUUAGGAUGUGGUGUAUAAGCGGGUGGGUUGAGUUUGCUAUCUGCUGUAGUUGGCAUGUUUGCCAUGGGAGAGAAGUCAGAGGGACUUGUGCAAAGCUUUGUUCUAUGUCAUACCACGCUUUUUUGUGUGUUGUAUCUGUCCAUUCCCUUAUUCUGGUGAAAAGAACUGCUAUGUAAUAGUUGUAAAUGUGGGGCAAUCCCAUACCUCCCUUCCUUUUGUCCUGUGUGAGUGUUUCAUAUGCCAGUCGGGAUUUUUUAUUUCCCCAAAUAAACGAGAGGAAGGAUGUUUUCAGCGUGUGAAAAAACGAGCUCGAUGGGCAGUGUUUGGAAUAUGUAGAGGAUUUUUGGUAGUAUCAUCAUCUUAAUGAUGUUGACCCUUCCAAGUAGGGAGAAGUGUGGCUUGUCCCAUUGUUUCAGUUGUGAUUCAUUGUUAGUUAAUAGAGGGGCAUAAUUCAUUCUGUAUAGGCCUGUAGUUGUGGAUAUUAGUUUAAUGCCUAAAUAUGUGAGGCCUGUGUUUGUCCAUUUCUAAGUAUAAGUGUGGCUUAUGUUUUUAUAUUGGGUCGAGUUUUUUAUUCCCAUUAGUUCACACUUAUCAGCGUUUAUCUUGAAGUUCGAGUAUGUACUGAAGUAUUCUAUUACUUUUUGGAGUUGUGGGAGGGAUUGUUCUGGGUGUGUGAGGGUUAGAAGCAUGUCAUCCGCAAAGGCAGAUACUUUUACUUCCUGCCCACCUGCAUGGAAGCCUUUUAUGUCGUUAUUUGCCCUGAUGGCAUUUAGGAAUGGUUCCACCGCUAGAACAAAUAGAAGUGGCGACAGAGGGCACCCCUGUCUCGUACCAUUGCCUAUGGUAAAGGGGGGGAGUUUUGUCCAUUGACUCCAACUGUGGCUGAUGGACCCUUAUAUAAUGUUCUCACCCACUGUAUAUAGUUGGGGCCUAGUCCUACAGCUUCUAGGUUGGCAAAGAGGAAGGUCCAGUCUACUCGGUCGAACGCCUUUUUGGCAUCAACCGAGAGUAGUAUUGUUGAUCUCUUGGUGGUUGAGGCACCGUGAAUAAUAUUAAGAACGCGGGUGGUAUUGUCUCUUGCCUCUCUGCCUGGUAUAAAUCCUGCUUGGUCUGUAUGGACCAAGUCGGGCAAAAGUGUCUUGAGUCGGUUGGCAAGGAUUUUUACGAGAAGUUUAAUGUCGAGAUUAAUCAGAGAAAUGGGUCUAUAGCUACUACAUAUGCUCUGGUCUUUGCCGGGUUUUGGUAGGAUUGUGAUCGAUGCUUUCAGCAUCAGGGGUGGCAAUUCUGGAGUGGUUAGCAGGUUGUUAAGGACUUCUAGGUAAUGGGGGUCAAGAUGUGUUGGAAAGAUUGGUAGUAUCUGGCUGUUAGGCCAUCAGGUCUUGGGCUUUUACCUUUAGGGAGUGUUUUUAUCACAUUUUGUAAUUCCUCCAGUUGGAUAUUUGAGUCCAAAAGGGUUAACUGGUGGGGGUCUAUAGUUUUUUGGGUAUGGGAAGAGAUAUAUGUUUUAAUGUCAUGAAGGGAGCUUCUCGGUUGGUCUAGGUUAAAGAGAUUACUGUAGUAGCCUCGGAAGGUUUUGGCUAUGUCCUCGGUUUUGUCUUUGCGUGUACCGUCAUGUGCCUUUAUGUGGGAUAUGUAUGUUUUUUGGUGCUUUUCUUUUAGGGCUCUAGCUAGAUAUUUCCCACUCCUGUUGCCGUGUGCGUAAUCUGUCCCCCUGGUUAGGUGUACUGCUCUGUGUGCCUUCAUCUUAAGGAUGUUGCGUAGUUCAAUUCUUAGUGCUGUUAGGGUGUUGUAUGCUUCUACUGAGGGGUCGGCUUUAUGUUUCGUUUCUGCCAAAGAUAUUGCUUCUGUGAGCGAUUUGACCUUCGCCUGGCAUUCUUUCUUUAUGCCUGCUCCCCACUUAAUCAAUAUACCUCGUGUAAUACCUUUGUGUGCCUCCCAUACCCAGGUGUCUGCUGUGCCUUUAUUAUUAUUUUCCAGAAAAUAUCUAGGUAGGGAUUCAUUGAGGACAUUAGUUACUCUAGGGUUGUCUAGUAUCGAUUAAUUUAUUCGCCACAAGUUGACCGGUGUGCACCUUCCUGUAAUAGAUAGCGUCAGGAAUACCGGGGCAUGAUCUGACCAUGUAAUAUGACCUAUUGAUGCCUCCUUCAGCAAUUGUAGAUGUCUAUGUCCUAAAAAGAGCAUAUCUAGUCUGGGUAGGGGUUAGAGAGUGCGGCAUCUUUAGGAUACCAUUAAUUUGGGAUAUUACUGCUGUCCAAUAAUUUUGUUGGGAUGGCCGCAAUCUUUCCAACGUAUGAGAAGUCAGCGCCUACUAUGGCUGCUACUAGGAGAAGCUAACAACCUCAUACCGAUCUAUUGGAAACAAACUGUAACACCCACAGUUAACCAAUGGAUAGAAAGGGUAGAACACAUGAGAGAAAUGGAAAUGCUACAUUGGUCCACAUUGGGCAAAUAUAAUACUUACCUAAGCAUAUGAAAACCCUGGCUAAAACAUUGGGCACAGACACGGAAUUGACCUCAACUGACUGAAAAGCGAUAGUAGGAAACACUUUGUACCUUACUCCCCCCUUAAGUACACAAGUAGGCAUUUUUUUAUUUUGGUUUCUAAAAGCUAAAUAUUUUGUGUGGGCAUUCUUAAAGGGGCCAUUCUAGAUAUAAUAGCCACUACAGCCCAUUGUACUGAGAAUAUUAUUAGCAGGUUGUUAUAACUGUUCUCCAUUGGUUUGACACAAAUCAGUAAUCCCCUGGGACCCAAGUUAUCCAGCUCACUGCAAUUUAUAAACAUUGUUUGAACUUUGAAAAUCCAGAUUUUUUUAAGUUGCUUGGUCAGUCAUGUGUCAUAGGUUAUCCAUAUUGCCACUUAUGUUUUGGACCCUGGCAUAAUCCAUGGAGCAGCGUACCGACUGAGAAUCCUGAAAUAUUUGAGGUCAUCUGCUAGAUCAUGGGAAUUCAAGUUUGUGUUCUUUAAAAAGUCAAUCUUGUGUAAAUUAUAGUUAAUUUAGUUAAAUGCAUCAGUGAUGACAGGUAAACAUCACCUUGUCAUUAAUCUAUGCUUCUUGCUAGCUUACUGUUCUCUGCAAAACAUUGUACAUAAUUGAUAUGUGAGAACAUUGGCUGCUUUGGAGUUUGACUUUCUUCACAGAGAUGUUUUCCUGAUCUUAGCAAUAUAAUAACAGUAGAACUAGUGGUUCAUGCACUAAAUUAUUUGACUGCUAUAAAUAGUGUUAUUUAUCAGGGACCCAACCUGCUAGUACAGUUGUCAACUGCUUCAGAAAGCAUUUAAAAGAGCACUACAGUGUUAGGUUCAGCAUUUGUGUGCCCCCCCCCCACCACCACCACCACCGUAAUUAGUCCCUUGGUGCUGCCUCCGACAUCCACCGACUCUUGAGUCGAUGACAAGUUCAACUGAUGUGCAUGCGAGGCGAGUGCAUCCAAAUGUUUUUAAAUGAGUUGCAACAACACAUGAGCGAGUUUUACUUUUUUUGUCUGUGUGUAGGGUCGCCUCUACGGGCUGUCAGUCAGCUCGAAUACUCUUUUCCUGGCCAUAAUGAUCAGUUUUGUGAAACUUUUGCAUCAAUCAGUACACAUAGCGUGAUAAACCCAGAUGCAUUGGACAAGAUCCCCAUGGCUGGUCACAUUACACACACUGCCAAAGCUCCUGCUGUCUGCUCUAAGGCAAGUUAACUAUCUAACUACCAUAAAUUGUCAGGGAAAAAAACACAAAACACUCUUUUGGGAAUUUAUGUCCAAUCAAAUUGAGUGUAAGAGAUUGGUGGACUAUAGCCAGGGGUUGGCAGAAUCCGAUAAGGAUUUUAAUUUAAUUUAAUAUAAAAAUAGUCACCAUUUUAAUGGAUGCAUAAAAAUUAAUACUAAAAUGCCAUUUGAACUAAUACAGACCUAAAAUAUAAUUUAUUUUAUAUGAAUGCUUACAUUUCAGUAAACCACCUAUUUUUAUAAUAUUUUUUGGACUAGAGAUUUGUCCUUAAUGGUUCUCUUUUAUUAUAAUUAUGAUUAAUAUUAGUAUUAUUAAUAUUAUUAUUAUAUUAUUAGAAUUUUUAAAGUGCCAGCUUAAUCUGCAGCUCUUUACAAUUAGAAAGUUGGAAUAGACAGUCAAACAGUUACUGAUUAAAAUAAAGCUGACAUAUUCAAAAGGUGAACAAGAGGACAAUGAAUAUAUGAGACACGUAAUUAAAUAGAAACUAAUAUGAGAGACAAUACAAAUCUUUAAAGGCUUACUCCAAACACCAUGACCACUUCAGUGAUUUAAAGUGGUCCUGGUACCUGCAGUCUGUAUGUACAGUGUUUGCUACAGAGUGUAACCACUCUGCUGCAAGAUGUGUAUCUCCACCUCUGGUCUGUCAUUGGGGCAUCAUAAGCCAUAUUAGCUAAUGUCAAUUCUGUGCAUACAGGAUGCCUGUUGACAGCACGUGUAGUGGCAGCAUGGCACCCCACUCUGUUCUUCCCAUGUCCUCCCCUUAGCCCAUCCUACUCAUACAUCCUUCCCCCAGCAGCUACGGCAUGCUGUGGCAGCAGUGGAAAAUUGGGCUGAGGGGCGAACUUUACGUUAUGGAAUAUACUGUCUACUUAGGUACCUUAAAUUAUUUCAUUAAUCAUUAUUGAUCUUCACAUAACAGUAGUUGUAAUACAAAUAAUAAUGCUCGAAAGUAUAAAAUACAAACAAAAAUAAACAUGAUCAUUCACAGAUAGACAAUAGACAAAUAGCCUUGUAUUUUUGGACUACAAUAUUAGGGCUGUGUACUCGAAGAGGAGAACAAAAGAUGCUCUAUCUCUGUAAAAUCUAAAUCAAAAAGGAACAUUGGAAUAACAAAAUAAAGUAACAAUAGAGGUGUGAAUUCUCCCCCAUUCCACUUAAUAGGGUGUUAAUGUCAAGUUUUACUUGUGACUGGUUAAAUAUUUGCACUAUUAAACAGUUAGACAAACACAGUCUGCCAGACUGAAUCACUGAAAUUUAAUGGCCUUUAUAAGACCAGAGGCAAACUUCCUAGAAAUUAUUUGUCCUCGCCUUACUGUUCUGCUCUGUUAAGCAAAUAGUGCUUUAAUGGAUGGUGAUAAAGGACUUUUCAUCGUUUAUGUCUCAAUAAGCGGUGUAUUUAUUUUUUUACUAUUAACUUUUAACACAUUUAUUGAAGUAUUUAAUGAAGUCUACACAAAACUAUGCAAUCAGAAUUUACCAUGUACAGCACUAAAAAAAUAAGUUAUGUUGUCCAUACAUAAAAUAAAAUAUAUAUAAUAUAUAAAAUAUGUGUGCCAUUUUCAUGUAUCUAAGAUUAAAUGCUAAUUUGCCAGGUUUCUGUUUUCUCUAAAGUAACUCAUUGUUACACAAAUAGCGUUUAAAGUAUAAUUUAAUAACGGGUCUAUUGCUAUCGACACGUGAAUUAGGGACAGGUUUAAACUCUUAUUGUGUCUUACCAUAAAAAUUCCUAAUGAUGUCUCUCCAAACAUUUCGUUAUUGUUGCACUUGGGUGUCUUUGUUAUUGAUGUGUGUUUGUAAUAUGUCAACAAACAUUGUCAUUUUGGAAUGUUCUAGUAAUCAAACUUGAAUUUUAGCUGCCAAUUUAAUGGUGGCUUAGGUACACUCCAGCUAAUCUUGGCAGAUAUAACCUGGCAAAGUGUCUGUUUGUUGAAAUCUUCAAAUAACAAAUUGUGCCCUAAUUGACUUAAAGCAUAACAACAGCCUAGAAAGCCAGUAGCUGCCAGUUUUUGCAAAGUUUGUCUUGCUCUGCAUUUCUCUCAGUUGAGAUAACAUUGAACAAGCUCCUCAAGGCUUGGGCUGUUGAGGAAAUUCUGCUCUAAUAUGGAAUCUAAGCAAGCCGUCUCUGAGUUCCGUCCUUGGUUUAUACAGUCUUGCAUGAUCUUUUUAAAUUAAUGUUUGUUCUUGCUUUGCUCCAAUAGUUGUUACAUUCAUGAGUGGUCUUGGAUGGUUGCACAUGUCUACAAUAUUAAUAUGUCUUUUGACCAUGUUUCUAGGUUCACCUAAAGUGGAGGAGUGAAUAGUCAGGGCAACUUGGACUUAUUAUGCAUUGUUAGUCUUUAAAAAAAAAAAAAAAAAAUACAUUAUGACCUAUAGUGGUGUAUGCCAUCAAAUGAAACUGGUCUUUAAGGAUACCUCUCCAGAAUAUGAUAUUCUACUCUUUAAGUUCUAAACGUUAAUCAUUAAGGGGUUAAAGGUCCAUUGACCUGCAGAGGAAUGUCUGUUACAAAUUUACUGUAAUGUUUAAUCAUAAACUUUUGUGUUACUCUAAGAGUCCAUAGAUACAUUUUGGUUGGCUUUAUCAUGCAUCCUGAUGUAACUAUGUGAUACAUGCAUUUUGUCCUGGCCAUGGAACAUACAUUUUCAGUGUCAGAUGGUAAGAGAGUGGUUAAAGCUGCUGCUGUACAUUGAAAAAGUGAUUUUAGCCAAUAAAAAUAACUAUGCAUAGCGUUUCAUCUCCAGCUAUUUUCAUUGUGCGAACAAUGAAGGAAUGAUCGGUUACCUGGAUCAUUUCUAUAAAAAGCAGGAGUGGGUCAUGCAGUAUUUGCCUAAUUGAAAUAUUAUUUCAGUUUAACAAUAAAGCAAAUGUUCCACUUCACUGUACAAUGAGCAUUUGAUGAGUAUUUCAGAUCAAAUACAUAAACUGGGGUUAGCAAAGGGGCAGACUAUUGAAUUUAUUUUUUCAACUUUUUUUUAUCAAUCACCCAUCAUUUUCUAACUUUAUGUGUUCUAUUGAAAAUUUUUAUAUAUUGCACAGCUUUACUAUUUCCUAAGCUAUUGUUGACAUGUUGGGUCAUGCUGUGUUCAAUAGCUAGUUGCCAAAUUUAAGAGCAUUUGAAGUGUGUGUACGCAUGUCCUGCUGAUGCUUAUGCACUGCCUUUGCAGCUGGGUUCCUGACUAAUGGGGUAAAUAGGUCGGAGCGAUUACCAUUUUUCCCAUGGAAAAUCUGUUUAGAACUCUGGAAGAAUAGACAAUUGGAAGGUUACCAGUUGUAUAUUUAUUUAUUGGCUUACUGUCCAAAGAACUGAACUGUUGGAAUUGGCGUAAUAUGUUUUCCAAGAUUUCAUCUAGUCGAUCAUUCCAAAUAAUCAGCUAUUAGAGUGAAAACUUUAUAUAAUCCCUUGGAGGGUGGGGGGAAUAAAUGACAUUAAGAAAGCAAUAGCAACAAAUUUCUAAAUACGUUAACUGGCAAAAUAAUAAAAAAUCUAAAUAAAUUCUGCCUUUUGGAACAGCUGACUUUCCAUAUGUACAAAAUCUGCAAUAAAUAGGUUAAAGUACAAAUAUCUAGAUUUUUCUAUCGGCAGUUUACUGUCCCCAUUGUGCCAAUGCCAACUCCUCGAUCAUUUCCCAUUUUUUUUUAUAUAUUACGUUCACUUACCCUUAUAUUUAAUGAGUAUAUGUCCGUGAGCUGUGAGUCAAUAAUAAUAAUUGAAUAAAAUGAAAUGUAGAAAUCGCACCUUUUUAUCCUGCAACUGUACGCCUCAAUUUUAGCUGUCAGCUAUUGUAAUAAAUUAUCUCAUUUGCAUCUUGCAGUCAACAUUGAGAGAGUUUGCAGAAAAGAGAGAAACGUAAAAUAAUGUUUUCUAUUUUUCAUUCUCAUCAGCUAUUUUGCCAGGGCAUCGUCUUGUUUGAAAUAGAUUAUAUUUGCAAAAUUAUUAAUAUAAAUGUAAAAAAAAAAAACAGAACAUCUCAUGCAUAAAGAUUAAAACAAGUGUUUUACAAUGUUUUAUUCAAUUGUGUAAAUUAUUUUGCUUAAUUUGAUCUAUAAUGCAAUAAAAGUGAUUGUUAAAACCACUCUAGGGCAGAAGUUUUUAAACAGUCAACCAUGGGGAUCUGGUAUGCCUCAAACCACUUCAAAGUGUGCCAGGAACACAGUGACUUCACAGCUGUAAUAGAAUGUAUACACUCCCUAAAAUGUGUGUGGUUUUUUUAACAAGGUUAUUUACUGCUUGAAAUUUGAAAUUCACUUUGAAUUCUCACAACUCUGUAAGUUUCACUAUUAAACUUGGAUAUGCAUCUGAAUAUAAAUUAAAACAAAUUAGUCAGUGUGGUUUAACCUAAGCAUAUUUCUCAAGUCAAUGUAACAUUUACAAGUUGCUGAUGAAAGUAAAAAAAAAAUAUAUAUAUAUAUAUAUAUAUAUAUAUAUAUAUAUAUGUGUGCACAUUGGAAAUGUGUCCCUCAUUGACAUGUGCCUUGGUCCAAAAAAAGAUUGGGAAACAGAAUUCUACAGGGUUAUGCAAUAAAGUGAGGAUUUCAGGGAAUUCAACGUCAAUUUCAAAUUGAAGGCAAAAAUAGCCAAACUGAAAGCAAUCCAGCUAUUUUAAUCUUAAAUUUGAAAUUCAAUUUAAAAGGGGCAUCAAAACAGCUUUAGCUUAAUGAAGCAGUUUAGGUGUAUAGACCAUGCCCCUGCAGUCUAACUUCUCAAAUUUUCAUUUAGGAGUUAAAUCACAAUAAGAAAAUAGCGCAGUCCAGCAACAAAUUCUUCUCUUAGAACAGUAGCGUAUUGCAUUUUCACUGAUCCAACCACCUGUCUUUUAGAAGGUUCUAACUUUCUCAGUACUAAUAAUAAUGCAGUAAUAUUCACUGGCAGGAUGAGAAGACCUCAGCUAACUAUUAAUGUUCUGGGUGGCCUACAGUUUUAAAGCCAUGACAGAACAAAACUAUAGUACAUUUGACUAGGAAACCUUGUUGGUUUUUAUUUUGUUGUUUUUUUUCUUCUGUUCAGAAAAACAUAAACUGCUCAUAUUAAAGGAUUUGCGCUGGUUUAGUAAAUGGAAGACAAGGCAGGUUUUGUCUGCAUUUUUAGAAAGUAUUUAAUUUUGCAGUUUUGGCAGGAUGUAGCGUUUACAGUUCACAAACCUGCUUUCUUUAAAAUCUGAUUAAAAUCAAGCCAGUCAGGAGUAAGAGAGAGAGAUCGAGAGUGUGUGUGUGUGCGGCUGUGUGUCUGUGUGUUUGUGGCAUCACAUAGCAGAGGUUUUGCAGAGCACAGAUGGUGGAUUCCCUAUAGUUUAUUGGAAAUCCUAUACCUGGAAUGAGGAAAGCAUUGGUUUUCACGCACCAUCCACUGAGCCAGUAAUGACUAACUUUGGCACAACAGAGAUUUCUAGAUAAUAUUUUUAAUCUGAAAAUCUAACAGCUGUCUGAGAGUGAUGGUAGUUGCAUUUCACAAUAUAUUAAAAACUGAAAGCCACUAACCCAAAGAUCCCUUAAAUCUUAGCUCUCUAACCCAAAUUUCAUCCAAAAACCCUAAACACCUCUCACCUUUAGUCCGUCUAUUCCCGAAGUAAUGAUAUAGAAUUGCUGGAAGGGAUACACUGCAGUGUCAUUAAAGAAAUGUACAGUAGAAAGGUUGCAGAUGGAUUGAUGCUUAACAGAUAAUACAUAUAAUUUAAAAUAUUAUACACAGGGCAGUAUUUACACCACAAGCAUCCGUAGGCACAAAAUUCUCAGCGCCCCCAAUCCCUACUUCAAACUAAAAAAAAUAAAAUUGAAUGUUUAAAUAAGAUAAACACUGUUGUAUACACAUGCACAAAUAGAGUGAAUGUGUGUGUAGUGUGUGUACAUGUCUAUGUGUGUAUGUAUUUCUGUGAAUGUCUUUCAGUGUGUACAACAGUGUGUGUUUGUUACAUAUUUACAUAGUAAUAUAGGCUAAAAAAGAAUGUGUCCAUUCUCACAGAGAGUAACUGUGUGGGUAGCAGUAUGUUUAGUAGUGCUAUGAUGUGGGUAGCAGUAUGUGUAGUAGUAGUAUGAUGUGGGUAGCAGUAUGUGUGUGUUUAUAUAUGUGUGUAACUGUUUGGCUAGCAACAUGUGUUUGUGUAGUAGUGUAUAUUGCUAUGUGUGGGUAACAGUGUGGGUAGUUAUAAUAUGUGCAACAAUGUGUGUAGUAGUGUGUGGACAGUAGCAGUGUGUGUACUAGUGUGGGAAACACUAUGAGUCUGUAACAGUUUGUGUCUGUAACAGUUUGGGGAGAAGUGUGUGUACCGGUCAUUUCUGAGUUGGCCAUUAUAGUCCCAGUCCUGUCCAUUCUCAUGACCAGUUCUCUUAUUCCAGGAGAUCACCGUGUUCAGUCUGAGGGGGCGGGGCCAUGCAAGGUUCCUGUGUUCAGUCUGAGAGGCGGGGCAUGUCCAGGUCACUGUGUUUAGUCUGCACAGUUCACUGUGUUGAGUUUAACCCCUUAAGGACACAUGACAUGUGUGACAUGUCAUGAUUCCCUUUUAUUCCAGAGGUUUGGUCCUUAAGGGAUUAAAGGGGGUAGAGCCAUGCACAUGUCACUGUGUUCAAUCUAAGGGGGCGGGAUCAUGAACAAGUCACUUUGCUCAGUCUGAGGGGGUGGCGCCAUGACCAUGUCACGGUUUUCAGUCUAAGGGGCGGGAUCAUGAACAGGUCACUGUGCUCAAUCUGAGGGGGUGGGGCUAUGACCAGGUCACCGUGCUCAGUCAUAAGGGGGGCAGGACCAUGCACAGAUAGAAUAGAGCGAUCCCAGAAUGCAGUAGCCUUUGUUCCAGUCAGAAAAAAGCAGACAUUGACUUUUAACAGGCAGAAUAGGCACCCUCAUAAGUCAUGCACCAGUAGGCAGGUGCCUUAUUUGCCGAAUGGCAAAUUACACGCAUGCUUAAUAAUGGUAUAACAUUGUACAAGGACCUUCUCGUGUGAGUUUACAUAUUUACAUGGGGUACAGUUGUGCACCCCAUGCAUUUAUUCUGACUUGCUUUCACUUGUUCUUAUGAGUGAAAUGCCCCAAACAGAUCUGUGUGAAACAUUCACCAAUGCUACACAAAUCCUGGUUACUUCAUGAAAUCCUACAGCUGUCUUAUUAAAUGUCAGGGACAAGGAUUGGCUCAGAGAUAUAUGUUUCUGCUGAAGCAGUAGAUACUGAAGGUUUCUGGCAAUAUAUAAACUAUCAAAUAACCUGGCUAAGCAUUUGGUGCGCAAAGAAAUAAAAAAAAUUGUCAAUGCAGAUCUUUCGUAUUGUACAACAGGGCAUUCUGGAAUAUAGGUGCUCAGUCUUUCCCUCUGAAGACUUUAAAACAACAACAAUUUGUAUUCAGAUCCUCUAAAUGUGGUAUAGCUCCAAAUCAUGCAAUGACAAGCUUGAAGUGCAUUAAGUGUUUUCUAAGUAACUAUAUUGUUUAUGGUCAAGUCCUAUAUUUUUAUAGGUUUUCUUUGGGACAGUCCUGAAAAUGAUUUAAUAUUUUUAUACAUUUUAUUAUCAUUAGAAAACACAACAAAUAAGGUGUCAUAUCAAACACGAUUGUGUCCAUUUAACAUGUUCCCUAAUUGUAUAUUAUAACAAUUGAUUAUAAAUAUAUACUAUUACAGUAAACUGCCAACUACUUUUAAAAACACACAAAUGAAUUGUUUUAGCAUAACUUUAAUGCUGUGUAUACUGAACAACAGUUUGCAUAGGAAGUAGAAACCAAAAGUUCUAAAACUGUUUUUGUGGUAACUGCACAGUUUUGUCGUGUUUCCAAGCAAACACUACCGCAUUAACUCAAUGACUCUGUGUGAAUGCUGACAGUUGUGUGGACUUUCCUCUCAUCAUAUUUAUCAAAAUAUUCUAUUCCAGAUAUCUUCUACUCCAUAGGAAAUCGGCAAACAGAGAAUUAACAGCUUGUUUCCAGGUACAUGUUUUAAUAUUUGCAUUGUUACAAUUCUCAUGUUACCAUAAAUUCAGUAAAAAAAAAAAAUUAUAAUACAAUUUUCUUCCAAUAAAAGUUUCUACUUAGCCAUUUUAGAAUAGUUUGACUUCUUAAAUGGAGUCUACUGGGUGAUGCUCCCCACCUCCUUACAGAUGGAAGUUAGAGCUGAAGCUCUUACAAGGAGAUUCUGUUACCUCUCCUAAGUUAAGCCCUGCAGUGCAAGGUCAUUGGCUGAGUGUGUCUUUCAACCAACGAGUUAAGCCCAGCUCAUCCAGCUGUGAGAAUAUGGGAUCGGUCCUCCGAAAAUCCCUUGUAACAAAUCAAACCUUUCUAAAAUGGUUUCAAUACCUAGGCUGAGUGGGCAUCAAGACACUUCUGGUACGAUAACCACUACAGCUCGCUUUAGUGGUUAUGGUGCUUUUUUGUUCCUUUAAAUUAUAGUAAGUAAAUGUCUGCAUGGUUUCUAACACAAGAGCAUAAGGAUUUACUUUGCUUAUAUGUCAUACUGUCAAAGAUUCAUACACUUUGAAAGCUUGCAUUUUGUGUGUGGUUCUACAGUCUUAAAUCUUGUUGGAAAAUCCAAUUCACAACAUACAUGCCUCCUAAUCUACCAUAAAUACAGUCUGUGAGUAGUGACAUUCUGUUGCCUAUACAUCCGUAGAUAGAUACCCACCACUGCACCAAAUAAUAGAUGUGUGUGUCCACUGUUAGACACAAAUAUGUACAUAGCUGUUUGGGCAGACAGACAGAUGGAAUUGAUUUAUUAAAAUUAUAGUGUGCUUUGUAUAAUUAUAGUACCCUUGUAAUAAUAAUCAUCAUAAUUAAUGGGACCUAUUUAUUUAUACCACCCCUUUGGUAGAAAUUGAUUUUAGAUUGCUUCAUAAGAUGGAGUAGGAAGCUGAUGAGUUCAGGGCAGGCAAGCAAACAUACCUCCCAACAUUUUAAAUGGAAAAAGAGGGGCACUUUUAUUUUAGGAAUACGAAUGAGGAUGUGACUGAGAGUGGUGUUUUUCUUGAAAAUUUUAGGUAGCGUAAUAAUUUAUUUAAUUCAAAUAUAAUUUGGAACAAGAGCAGUAUACCUUAUUUACACAGACUGAUUUCUAAACACGUCUGAUGUCUGACUGUGUCUAAGUCAGCCCUCGUUGUGGUAUGUUUAGCUCCACCUCUUUUUUUAUGGUUUCUGCGUUUUUUUCUGCGUAUAUGAGUGUGUCUACCCUAACCUGAAAAACUCAUAUACUAUCAAAAAUACAAAAUGAUGAAGCUAAUAUUACUGGAACACAAUGCUAGCUUGGGGUUCUGGAAACAUACAUAAACCCCUCUGUCUCAGUGUUUCUCUCUAGUUAUGUACAUAAUGGAUGAAUUGUGUGUGGGUGUGCAUUAUCUGUGGGUGUGAAUGUAUAAAUAUAUUCACAAAUAUUUAACACCAUCUACACACAUUUCAAAGAUAUCUUUAAAGGGCUUGUGCAUGAGUGGGUGUGAUAAAAUGUAUGGGGGGGGGGGGCAAAUAGACUUGGCUGGGCCUAGGUUUAGCAAAAUACCUAAGUUCUGGUACACAAAUGACAGUGUUACACAGAUAUUGCAAUGGAGUAUAGCCUGUGUAUGUAGAUAUUAGACAUUCCUGUCUGAUACGAAUUGCUUUCUGAAAAUUAUUUAUAUUACACAUGCAUACACUGUUAGGAUACUUUAUGACUAUGUUUGGCCUGUCUGCUUCUGAGAAGCUCAUAGAGUGGUACAGAACACAGAGUGGAAGUCUUGGAGAAAGCCCUGGGAACUUGGAUAAGAGAGAGACUUAGAGAGAGAGACUAAUUCUUUCUCACGCUUGCGGCGGGGUAGGCAUUGAUAUACUGUGCAAUGACCCUUAGCUCAUAUGUAAUGAACAGUCAUUAUAGAAUAAAAAGCCUUUUGUGCCAGCAAAAUAAUCACACAGAUCGUUUCAUGUUAGAAGAAGCACAGCCUUUGAAUUUUAAACUCUAAGAGAGCCUGCUCAGUAGAUACAAAUUACUUCCUUUUCCUUAAAAUGAUGCAUUAGUAUCACAUACUAUUCCGUAGUAUCACUAUGACAGCACGUUUUCUGUUCUCUCUAUUGCUGCACCAUUUUUAUGAUCUUUUGGGUUAUUUUAGAAACAAAUGCAGAGACUCCAAAUGUUUCCAAUUUUGUAUAGUAUACAAUGCUUUACACGCUUUUAUAAAAAUACAUCAUAUCACCAUAAAUGUAUAUGAAUGUAUCAAACAGUUGCACUGAAACUCAGAUCACAUUUUAUCCUACUCUAUGGUCACAAAAAUACAACUUGUCAACUGGCGUCUGCAGACUAAACUCAGGUUGUCCAUUAGAGGCCCUAAUCCCUGGGAUCUGAGUACAAAAAUUAUUGACCUAAAAUAGGCCAACUCUAGUACGUUUGAUUUGCUUUGAUCUAGAAAAUAUUGAUCACAAUAUAACCAGUCACCAUCAAGAUAUGAUAUUGUAAAAAUUCUCAGUGGCAACGUGACUACAAGUUAAACAGAUUAAAAUAAUUCAUAUUCAAGACACAAACUGGGUUACUAGUGAUCUCCUACUAAAGUGGUGGCUUGCUGUGCUAAAAGCAGCAUAUUUUGGUAUAUGGACUCAACUUACAGAACAGCAUCUCAAGUUGGCAGCAUUAGGAUAACUAAUAAAUGACUUUUUCUACAGUUUUUAAUGGACUCCACAUUUUGUAAAACACAUUUUUUGUAAAUGGAACUAUGGUGUUGUUUGUGAUACAUUUUGCAUAAUAGUGUAUUAUACGUGUCAGCAGUUAAGCUGUAGUGAGUUGACAUCUAAUUUGGAAAAUGUUUGAAAAGGAAUAUUUAACUGACAUAAUAGUGCAGGUUGAGAAAAGGUUGAGAAAAGACUCAAGUCCAUAAAGUUGAAAUGUCUGUGUCAACGAUUGAUCCAAAAAGCAUAAAACCCUUUAAACCCUUUUCCAAUUGUGCCACAAACAGGGAAAACAAUUCCCCUUCAUUCAAAAAUAGCAGUCAGAUAUAGAAAGAUAUCUACUUGGAUCAACAUGCUGUUAGCGGUUACCAGCUACAUUAAUUGAAGAUAAUGCUAGCGCAGUGUACUAAUAAUCUUAAUUUUAAUAAUGACAGGAGGCGAGUAUUUGCAAUUUUAACGCUUAGGUAGAAGAGAGAAUGCGGCGUUGGGUGUUGGACGAAAAUAGAAAGUCCGAAACGUUGAUUCGCGGGACCAGUCCGCCCUUUGUAAUAUGUCUGAUAAUGAUGCGCCUGCCAUGAAAGCUGAUGAUGCCACUGCCCCUCGCAGGAGCGCGCUUCAAAGGCAGAUUUUAUCCCGGCUAGGGAGAGGAGCCACUUUAUCCAUCUGGCCAGCGUGGUGGUCGAAACCGGGCCGUGUUGGUUAACAUAUAACCAAUAGUUGUCGUGCUGUUGGUGGGUGCAACGUUUCUGUUGCCGCCACAUAUGCCCGCAGAGUCUUAACCACACAAAGUUGAGAGUCUGAGUUGAAGAAUGGGUAGAAUACUGAUGACGAAUCGGAUUUAGUCUGCCGUGAGAUAUGGAAUGUGACUCCCUCCGGGUCUAUGUUGAAAGCAUCUUUGUCAAACGCUUGGACGUCCGACACUCUCCGGAAUGAAACCAUGCACAAUAGGAAGGUGAACUUGGCCAGCAGUUGUUUCAGCAACAAUAGUUCGUUAGGUGGCCAUUCCCUCAGGAAAUGUAGGACGACGUCCACAUCCCAUAGAUGUUGGUACAUAGGUUGGGGGUCAUCUCAAUUUGAUACUCCAUAGUAGUCGACAUAUCAGAGGGUCUUGUCUGACCGCUCUCCCCUGGGACGGCACGUGGGCUGCCAAGAUAGCAGAUCUGAAAACAUUGAUGGGAAUUGCCACCGUAGGAAGGGAUGGCUGUCCUUGUGGAUUGGGAUUGAUAAGUAUGCGUCUUUGAGGUCUAGACGUGUAAACCAAUCCUUUUCCUGCAGGAGGUCCCUCAGUAAGUGUAUACCCUCCAUUUUGAAGUGGCGAUAGGUCACGUGGGUGUUCAAUUCCCUUAAAUUGAAGUUAACCGAGAGGAAAUUCAUGAUAUCUGAAACAGGGGCUGUAAAGGGAUCCAGGUUCCGUCCCAUGCACCAACUGGUCCAAGAUCGCCAUGUGGAUAGGUAGCUCUUUUGCAUUCCCGGGGCCCAGGAGUCCCAUAGGAGGUCCUUAGUUGUUGCCGAUAAGUCGUUGGUACACCAUGCUCCCCUGAAAGAGUCCAGGCCACCAAGGUUAGGCGGCCAUCCAACAGCAUCGGAUGUGGAUUCCCCGCUGGGUCCCUGAGUAGAUUGUCGUCAUUCGGCAGUAGAAUCGGGUUCUGGUAAGACAAUACGAGAAGGUCUGGGAACCAGGAUUGGCUCGGCCAUAGAGGAGUCAGGAGGGUUAGUCUUACUACUCGUCUCUCGAUGUGGUGUAGAACCCUCGCUAUCAAGGCGAAUGGGGGAAAGGCAUAGGCCCCUUGUGUUGGCCAGUGUUGGGUGAAGCGUCUACCGCCAGGCAUUCCAGGUCUGGGAGCCAGCGGUAAAAUUGUGGUACCUGGUGGUUGUUGCGUGAAGCAAACAGAUCCAGUAGGAAAGGGCCUUUCUGUUCGUUUAGGUAGGCGAACACCUGCGGGUUCAAUUGCCAGUCGCUGGUGUCUCUCCAGUGUCGGGAGUACCAAUCUGCUGUAAGGUUUGACUCCCCUGGUAGAUGUUCUGCACGCAACGUGAUGUUGCGCAAGAGGCAGUAAUCGAAGAUCUCCUUCGUUAAAUUUACCAGUGUUUGUGAUCGGGUACAAGUGAUUGAUGUAUCGUACUGCCCAUGCGUUGUCCAUCCGUAGAAGUAUACAACAGUUGGACUGUCCUUUCGUUAGGCUGUGUAUAGCAAAGGACCCUGCUCGUAACUCCAGGUAGUUGAUAUGCAUCGAGAGUUCUUGGGUUGUCCACGUACCUCCUGUGGACGCUUCUCCAUCCGUGGCUCCCCAACCCAAUCGAUUCGCGUCCGAUUCCAGGACGAAGUCUGGGUGGUUGCCGAAGAUGGCCCGACCAUUCCAGGCUUGCAUACAGUUGAGGCGAUAGGUCACGUGGGUGUUCAAUUCCCUUAAAUUGAUCACCGGCCUGAAAUCCCCGGUUUUCUUGCAGACAAGGAACAUAUUGCUGAAGAAGCCUCCUUGAUCGUGUACGGGUUGUAUAGCGCCCUUCGCGAGUAGUUCGCGGAGCUCCACUUCUAUGAGGCGAGCAUCCAAGCUUGAGAGGUGUAAUGGACGAGGAGGGUGCCUCUGCACGGGGGGUGUUCGCAAUUUGAUGUGGUACCCCUUGACCGUCUGUAGUAUCCACGCAUCUGUGGACAGUUUUGCCCAAUUCUGUGAAAAAAGAGAAACACGGCCUGCAAUCAAGGUUAGUUGAGGCAUUGAUAAAUGUUGGUUUCUUACCUGUUGGGAAUCUUGCACGGGCACGUCCGUGACCACCACAUCCUCUAUCUGUGCCCCUUUGAUAGUAGGGGUAGUGUUGUCUAGAGUUGGUUUCCUGAUAACCUUGUUGCGCGAAGAAUUGUUGUGUUUGUGCCAUGCGAGGGCCUGAUGGCCAGAAUCGGCUGGUGACACGUUCCCGCUGCCGACCAGCCCUGAAAAAACACCCCUUGCGGGGUUGCCUCGGAAGACCUUGCGCAUGGAUGUGCGGGCUCUGUUGAGCAAGGUAAAUACAUUUACAUGUUUAUUUAGCUCUUUCAUAAAGGCCUCGCCAAAGAGUUUGCCCUGUGCCUGUGGGCCCAGUUCUUUAACCCCCAGAUCAGCCAUUUUGGGGUCUAUACAGCGCCGUGUUGCAGAGAGGGCUGCAUUGGUAUUUCCAGGAAAACAGAAACCCCUUUGGGUCCAUUCUCGGAUAUCAUGCGCCCAUUCGCGCACCAUGUCCGCUGUAAACGAGUCCGCUCCGGCGUAGGCCUCGUCUACCAGAUACAUCAAUCGGGCCAUUGGCACCAUCAUGUCCAGGAGUGUGUCCUGUGCCCCUUUAAAACUCUUUUCAAUGCCUCUGCGUGGGUCGCGUCCUCCUUGCUCCAUCAUGAGCUGAUCGAACUCUGGGGUAAGGGCCACCUUGUCUGGCAGUGAAGGUCUGGGACACUCCGCUCUCAUCCUCUUGCGUAUCUAUUUUUCCAGUGGUUUACGUAUCCAAAAAUGCAUAAACCUGAGUAGAUGCUCAGACAGAGCCCAUUCCCCGUGGCGUCCAGGAAUAUUUCUUGUUCCUGCGUGGUGGCUGUGGCGGAGGAUUGCGCCUCUCCUUUACACUGGGGCUCACCCAGGAAGGUCUCCUUAACAGAGGUGUUGGAGCCCCAAUCGCCGUCGUCAGAUUCUGAGGCUUCUGCCUGCCACUCAUCCAAGAUGGACAGGGAGUGGGGCAUAUCUUUCUCCUCAUCCAAGGAUAUCUCCCCCUAUAUGUGGGAGUUGUCGUCAUGGCGCGCUUACUGCGCUUCAGUGGCGCCUUGCCUUUGGUGGCGGCCUUUUUGAACCCUUCGCCCUUCCAGUGGCGUUUUCCCGGGCUCUCUGUCUCCUUAGCGGAGUCCUCUGACUCAUCCGAGUCUUCCUUAUUUUGGUGCUGUUUGCCAGUCGGUUUGCUAGUGUCAGUGACCGCUGGUAUCACUUUCGCCAUAGCCUUUUCUAGAGACACAGCUACCGCAGCAUUGAUCAUGGCUUGAAGGUCACUUGUAUUAAUUGUGUCCUCCAUUUUAGUUCGGGCACUAUUUUACAGGUACAGGUAUAGGUAUAAGAGGUGAGGGACUGUGUGGGUGGGACCUGAAUAGGCCGUCGGCCGUAUUAGUAUGACUCGCUCAGUGGCGUGAAAUUGGACUCUUUCACACUGGGGCUCGCCCAGGAGAUCGGAAACUGCUUGGACAGGUUCCGUUAGGCAGCACUUAGGGAAGUUCCCAAUGGGGGCUCACCCCUUGCCAGGCUACUAGGGUAUACCUAACUGGCAGUCCCACUCCUCAGGGGUAGUAACACCAACCUGUGUAGUUCCAACUCAGACUUCACCUCUGCAGUUUCAUUUGAAAUGUGUCCAAAAUGAGAGCCUUAGCUUGCUGUGAUUUGUACUCCUACUAUACUUCACCAACAAAAUGGCUGCCGCGGCUCUCGCGAUAGACCCUAAGUGGCUGACAGGAUAAAAUCCCGCGAAAGCGGGAAGUCAUGAACGCAAUAUUAAGUGAAGCAUUCGGCAGAAAAUUAAAAACUGACAAAACUGCCAAACGUCCAAGGUGUUUAAAAAGAACCGAAUUAACAGGUAUCGUGUCAAUCUACACAAACGGUAAGCUUCAUUUAGCCAUCCGUUCGUGCAGAAAGCCACGAAACUGUGCAGUCGCACUGUUCGUGCUGUUAUUAGCGCAAACAGGUGUAACUAGCCGAACUCAGGUUGCUUCGUCCGUUCGUGCCAAAGUGCAAGAGUUUCAGAGAGAAGCCCACUCCGUUCGCACAGAUGGCUGUGCUGAAAGUGGCGAACUUAGCCACUUGAGGGGAGAGGGGGAAAGGGGAACGCUGCCGUCUCAGAGUGGAUCUGAGGGGAGAGGGGUAGCCCCUCCAACAGCAGUCACUCCAGGUGAUUAAAACAAUUAGAGAAUCCCCUGCCACCCCCAGGAAAAAGGUACAAGUACAAUAAAUCUUUACAUUACAGUAAAAUCUAGCAUAAAAGUCUAACAUGCAUAACCAUACAGUUAAACGACCACUAUAGUGACAGGAUACUCAUUUUCCUGGCACUUUAGUGCCCUGAGGGUGCCCCCACCCUCAGGCCCCCCUCCCGCCGGGCUCUAGGGGGUGGAAGGGGUUAAAUUUACCUCUUUCUCCAGUGCCAGGCGGGGGACUCUCCUCCUCCUCGGCUGAAUGCGCAUGCGCGGCACGGGCCACGUGAGCAUUCAGCCAAUCCAUAGGAAAGCAUUCACAAUGCUUUCCUAUGGGCGCUUGCGUCUUUUCACUGUGAAAAUCACAGUGAGAAGCAGGGAAGCGCCUCUAGCGGCUGUCAAUGAGACAGCCACUAGAGGCUGGAUUAACCCUAUUAUAAACAUAGCAGUUUCUGUGAAACUGCUAUGUUUAUAGAAAAAAAGGGUUAAACCUAGCUGGACCUGGCACCCAGACCACUUCAUUAAGCUGAAGUGGUCUGGAUGCCUAUAGUGGCCCUUUAAGAAAUCAGUACUCUGACCUGACUUGUGAUGGAGCAGCAAAGAAAGAGGAAAUGAUUGGUUAUGCUUGGACUUAUAUACUCUCUGACGCACUCAGAUUGGUUCUUUCUUUUAACAGUUUUUUUUUCUUUGCUGCUAUGGAGUUAGUAAAGAAAGUUAAUGCAAAUACGAAGCCUCCUGUCAUGUUAUAAAAUUAUUAUACCCUGAAAUAUUCUGUUUUUUAAAAAAAAAAAAAAAAACCUGAUUAACACAAAUGUACCUCUUUGUUAAAUUGAUAGGUGGAAAGGUAUGUUAUAUUUUCUUUACUGCCAGAUUUCUACUAUAUUGAUUACAAUUUUACUUUAGUGACAGGACCACUUUAAAACCUCAAAUUAUUUAUGGGUCUGUAUGUUAGUUGUGCUUAGUAAAGCCAGUCAUGUUCAUGUACAUGUUGCUAAAAUGAUAUUGUAUCCAUAAUCUAAUAAGGCAUCUCCUUCCUAGGUAAAAAAAAAAAAGUCAGAUAAAAUAGCCAUUUGGGUUGUAACAUAACUCCAAUUUAAAGACUAAUGCCUAAAACAGGGGUGCCCAAAAGGUAGAUCCCGAUAUGUUAUAGAACUACAACUCCCAUGAUGCUUUGCAUGCUUUUAAAAUGCCUUUAGAAUGACAAAACAUCAUGGAGGCUAUAGUUUUAAAACAUCUGGGGAUCUUUCUAUAGGGCACCCCCUGGCCUAGUGGCUAUUCAAAUACUAUUUCUUUGUAAGCCUUCCAUCAAAUGUCAGUGCAUUACUGCCCUGUGAUAUCCUUAGAUAGUUAGGGUUUCAUAAAGGACAUAAAAAGAAAUAUAAUUAACAUGUGACUUUGUUGCAAAUGUACCCAGUAGCUCCGUCUAUUACUCUGUUUCUUGCCUGGUUGUGGCCACCUGAUAUCUUUCUUGUUCGCAAGCCAUAAGUGUGUCAAAAGACUUUAAAAAAAUUGAGCUGCUGACCUGCACCCAAAAAGCAAAAUGUAUCAUUUGGCACUAAACGUGCUGACGUUUUUUUGGCCUGAUGCAAUAUCUGGCAAUCAUUCCUGUAGUGGUGAACGAGGCUGGUAAUUAAAACAGUUCUUACAUUUCUUGGAUCAAUGCUGAACAAAUAUAGAGAGCAUUGUAGCUGAGCUUGUUCAACUAAUAACUGCAAGCCAUUUAUCUUCAGAUAAGAAACCUUAGUCAGGUUUGUUUAAUAUAUAAAUCCCAGGUGCAGAGUAUUAGGCAUACCUUGGAUAAAUCGUUUAUUUCAUCUGUCAGGUUUGUGGAAUUACACUGUGCAAACAGUGGGUCUUUUUGAAAUUGUUCUUUUUAUAAGCUGCAUUAAUUCUAUUAUUCACUUCAUAUCAAAAGAACAGUUUUUUUUGUUCUUGAUAUUUCUCCCAUAUGUGUAGUAUGUGUUCCUGAUUAAAAUAUCUUACAACACAAGGUAUAUUUAAAAAAAAAAACAACAAAAAACAUUAUUUAUUUACUACAAUAUAGUAAAAAUUGUGCACAUCUCAACUUCAGAAUUAAUUUUCUUGGUCAAAAAGCUUAGCAAUUAUAAUAAAAAAACCAUCAACAACAAACAAGCAAAACACAGCAUACAACUAUACAACAGCAUAAGGUAGGACACUUGGCACUUUCUUAACAGCCUAUUGAAACUACAAAAUAAUAGGCCUUAUCAUAAGUUUACAAAGUAAAUAAAAAACAUAAAUCAUGAUUGCUUAGUGUCUGUCUACACGGACAUGUUAUUCUUCAAUGCCAUACUCAUCUAGAUGGAUUAUGGUGUAAUUUUGUGCAUGUGUUAUCUAGCAACAGCAAAAAAAGAACAUUAAAGGGUUGGAGACAUAGGAAGUUCCUGCUAACCUAGUAAACAUGUUUAUUUCCCCUAUUGAGGUUUCCCUUCUUAGUCAUACGGAGAUCUUGAGUUUAAACUCUACUUCCUUUAACUUGCAAGAUGUAUCAAAAUAUUUGAGGCCCAGAUUUGGGUCUUGAAUUAUACAUGCACUCUUUUUUUAAGGCUAUUUUACUCGAGAAAUGUAUCAAAUUUACAAUCACAUCUGGACCUGUUAAAAUGCCUUACAUAGUAACUUGACCGCUGUUGCUCAUUGGAGAAUAAUACUGUACUGCUGCCACUUAAAAGGCCUUAAUAGGCACCCAGAACACUUCAUCUUAUUGAAGUGGACUGGGUGCCAUGUCCCCGUUGUUUUAACCCUGCAACUGAAAACAUUGCUGUGUUGCAGGAACGGAAUUUUUUGCAUUAGAAGAUUAAAGUGCCUUUAGUAAACACCAGAGGCGCUUCUGCCAAAAUAGCCAAGUUAAACUCAUGUGGGCCAGCAUCCCAAUUAUUUCCUAUCGGAAAGCACUGGAUUGACUGAGAUAGCCAAAAAGGCAUGGCCAUGCCAUGGAGAGAGCACUGUGGUGAUGGAAAAAAGGUGUAAAAAAUGCAUUUUUCCUCUUGGGGAGGGCAGGGGGGAGACCGCCUAAACAAUGUACAAUGCCCAAAAAGGAAGAGAGAAUGUCAAUGUUCCAAAAGAGGCUCAUAUUGCCUAAACAUUGCACUCUUGGCAAGACAAAAAAAAAUAAAGAAAAAAUUAUAAAUAAAUAAAUGCAAAGAAAUAUAUAAGGGUGUUAAUAAAAUAUAUAAGAGUGUUUAUAAAAUACCAAUAGAUCACACACAGAAUAAUAUCACAUCUAUUGUAAAUCAGAUUAACAUAUUCAGACUGCUAAAUCAAUGCUUAUACUGAAUAAGUCUUAACGAUUAUAUAGAUGAUCUUAUCAAUGAGGAGUUAAUUGAUCAAGAUUUUACCUAAAGAUUAAUACCAAAAAUUAAAAAAAAAAUAAACCCAAUCAACUUUCUUCCCUGUAAUCUACAUCUAAUAUUCCAUAAAAAAAUUUGUAAAAAAUAAUAAUACUGCAAUUACAAUUUUUUUUAAAAUGUAAAACAUUAUUGUGGAAACAUUGAAAAUUGUAUUUAAAGUACACUCUUAAAUUUUUGGACCUCACAGUACAUGUCAAUUCCGAAUGUAAACUUAUAGCAAAUCUAUACGGAAAACCCACAGCAACUUUCACAACUGGCAUAGCCACCAUCCUGAACCUAUCAGAGAGGUAUCCCCUAUAGUCAGUAUCUAAGGGUUCGCAGAAAGAGGCCAACACACUGAAAUCUUUCUUCUUGGAGAAGGGCUACCCAAGAAGACUUUUAAAACGUUCCUUUAACCACGUGAAAAAUGGAGAGGAAUUGCCUCCUACUCUAAUAUCUGACAUAGGGGGAGACAAAAUGGUAAGAUGUAUCACAAGAUUUGACACUAGCUGGGAACCAGUGAGGGACAAAAUAAAUACAUUCUGGCCAAUAUUACAGAUUAUAUUACAAGUGACAAUACAACAAACCAAAUAGACACCAUGAAACCAUAUAUGACAGCUAAAAGGGCCCCAAACCUUAACAACAUAUUCGUACAUAGCCAUUUCUCACAACCUUCACAAUAACGUACAUGACUUACAACCAUGAAAGCUAUUUUUUGUUGUGGCCACUGUAAAGCCUGUCAAUAUAUCACCCCUACUAAAGAAGUAAAAUCCUUUAUAACCAGCCAAACUUUCAAAUUACGUACCUUCAUUAACUGCUCUUCGUCAAAGGUUGUAUAUCUGGCUAAUUGUAAAUGUGGGAUCCAAUACAUCGGCAAACCCACCCAACAACUCCGCCGCAGGAUCUUACUACAUAUCUACACCAUUAAUGCGGGAAGUGAUACACCAAUUGCCAGACACGUGCACAAGUUCCACAAUGGUGAGGUAUUAAAUCUCUCCUUCUAAGCCAUUGAAAAACUCAUUAAAACUCCAAGAGGGGGCGACAUCAACCCUAAAUUGUUCCAGCAGGAAUCAAGAUGGAUCUUAACUUUUAAAACGAUGAGCCCCCAUGGGCUCAACGAAGAGUUCAAUUACACGGCCUUUAUCACCUAAUUACUAUAGUUUGGAUCGCUCAGCCCAUUUGUAGCUCACACACAUUAACAUAUACAUUUGUUAACUUCUUAUCAUCUAUUUUCAUGUAUAUAUGUGCUUUAUUUAUCUCACAUAUAGAGUAUCUCACGACAGUAAGUACACCCCUCACAUUUUUGUAACUAUUUUAUUCAGGGCCAGUGCAAGGAAUUUUGCCACAGGACUGAAGUUUUAUAUUGAUCACCAAUGUUUGUUUUUUAUAUUGUAAGUUUUAAACAAUACAUUUUUAUUUCUACUACACUUCAUCCUUUGGAAUCCAGUAUCCAGAGUUACUGCCAUACUUAAAGAAGGGUUUGGGUCCUCUUAUUGACACAUAUGCUUUAUAACUAACUAAUUAAGGUGAGCAGUUCUAUUGAUUUAUUUACACAUAUCAGUAUUCCUGAUCUACUACACCAGAUUUUGGUCUUUGUCAUUUCCAGAAGAAAAAUACAGGAAUUACCAUUUAAAGGAUCCGUGUUACCUUAACACACGCCUGUUUGAGUGAUCUGAGCCUGUCCUGUUUAGGCUCAGAACCACGUGAGUGAAUUCAUAUAGAAUUAUUUCACUCCAAGAGAUUUUAAACAUUCAAUACUAUUACUUUUUAUCCCCCCCUUAGGUUACCAAGAGUUCCAAGGGAGGUGAAUUAUUUGCAUUUCUUGAGCGCUCCACCUCUUAACUGAGACUGGUUCUUCACACCACGCAGUUAAUCAAUUUAAUUUACUCUGUUUGUGCUAAACAGUGAGAGAAUUGCACAUUGGUGGUAGCAGCACUGCUUUAUUCACGUUUUAUAUUACCAUUAUAAGCGCCAUUAUACACAAUAUCCAUACUGUAACUUGAGGGUUGUAUUUGAAAACCGAAUGACUUCUGGACCACCCCCAGCAUUCCUGAUGAUCCUGGCAACAGUCGCCAGGUGGUGUCGAGUGCUCACUGUUGGAACUCUCGGGUUGGAGGUCUUUUACUUGUGACUUAUAUAUAGUUUAAUUCCACUCCUUCUGCUCGGGAGUCGACACAGACUUAUUUACUUGUUGUCUCCCAAACUAGUGACAUUUGGGCAUUGGGGUAUUAUCAUUUGACCAACUUCAAGCAAUUAUUUAUUUUAGGAAAAAUUAGGCAGUACUUCUACCAAGUCCCUGUUUUAGGGCAAGGUAUUCUACAACUAUAGUCUUUUUAACUCUAGAUCUCUCAUACAUCUAUUUUUCCUUCUCAACAUUUCUAAUAUCUAUUCAAUUUUAUACUUUCAUGUCCUCCUUGGAGUACACAAUAUUUGGGUGUACUUAUAUUUCCCUUGCUGCAUAUUUCUAACCAUAUUGAAUAAAAGUUAUAUAAAGUACAUGUUGUAUUUGUAAAAGUUAUAUUUGCCUCACCAGAUUUAUUAUGGGUGGACGCUUUCGGGGCUCAAAUCCCGAGUCAUAGUAGUGGAGCACAUUCAUUAACCACCAUCUCUUCACUUAUUAAGUGUUCUUGCAUAGCAAGACCACUUAAUGUUAUCUCACAUAUAUAUUAUUCUUAUUAUUAUAGUCAAAUUUACCACCCUAACUCCUCCCACAGUUUUUACACUACAUAGACAGUAAUAUACUGAAACGUGCGGAUUGUUCCCGAUUGGAUUGCUAUUACUUUGUGAAACAUUUCACGGAAUGGUUCACAAAAUAUCGUUGUUUUUGUGGCAAAUUGGUCCCAUAGGAAUGAAUGGCGAAAUGUUCAAAACUAGAUAAUAUAAACAUAUAUUAAUCAUAAUAAAAAAUAUUAAGGUGCCAAUUAAAGUACAACUAUUGCUCAUAAAAACCAAAAGUGAUAGUGCUCAGCGUAUCAAAACACCAUCACAUAAAGGGACAGUGCAAAAAACUCAAACACUUCUAUGCUGUUACAUGGUUAAAAGCAAGAUAGAUUUUGUGUUAUAACACAACCUGUGACAUAGACGUGCCCAGUUCGUUGCUUAACCUGGUUCUGCUCUAUUGAAGCUUCCACUAAAAAAAAAGAAUGGGUCAGUUAAAAGCCGUAAGCCAAAGACAGAAUGGUAUUGUUCAUCGUUAAUAAAUGGCCUUUUAGAAUCCAUUUUUUAGCAUCUGUUAAAAGGUAUCCAAUUCCACAACAGAACUGCUCCUUUCUAAUUAGUUUUAAUGAGUUACUUUCUUUCCUGGUGGCAAAAUCUUAUUUCCUGCCUUCUUCUUGAGAAAUGACCUUGUGUCCUAUGAAUAACCCAUGAGGGGCUAUGUGAUUGAUCAGCAGCUAGCAUUGUAUUUGCUUAAAGAGAUCAAAUUCUCCAUCUGAUGAUUUUUUUUUCUUAAAAAUGUUCUAAACCAAUUUUGUUAAAGAGAUUAAUAAAGCUUAUAUCAGUUUGUAAAAUAGCUCAAUUGGUUAAUGCAUCGAUCAUAGUUAUUGAUCAAACUUCAGGGAUCAAGCGUUAUUUACAAGGGGAUCUGUUCACCCUUUCAUCCAUUCAAGAUCAAUAUGAGUAUCAUUAUGUAGGUAAAGCUAACAAAUAGAACAAAGUUCUGCACUAUUCGUAUCUGUUUUAUGUGUCUUUUUUGGAAUAUAACUACUACUGACUCCUCCUACUAUCUAACUGUGAGAGUUUCAGUUAAAGGGACACUAUAGUCACCAGGACAACUACAGCUUACUGUAGUUAUUCUGGUGAGUAUAUUCAGUCUCUGCAGGCUUUUUUGCAGUAAGCACUGUCUUUUCAGAGAAAAAGCAGUGUUUACAUUACAGCCUAGGGACACCUCCAGUGACCACUCCUCAUAUGGCUACUAGAGGUGCUUCCUGAUAUUUUGAUAUAUUUUUUAUAUUGAUAAACUUUUAUUAUAUGUGAUAUAUAUAUAUAUAUAUUUUAAUCAUUCUAAAAGUUUAUCCAAAAUAUUAAAUAAUUUUAUAAGCUUAUCAAACAACAUUAAAUAGAAGACUAAGUUGGGACAGCAGGACAGGACCUGAAAAUCGUGAGUCAUGGUGCAAGUCAGAAGCAACUUUUGGGCAAAUUGGCCUUUAUUAGAUACACCCCUGAAAUGAUAUCUCUCAGACACUUCCUGGUUGAAGCAGACAUAUUGUGGGAAAUGCCAAAGCAUAUGCUGCAGUAGACACAAUGAGAUAUAUUUGAAUGCAUCAACAUUCCAUAGAAAAUUAAGAUAUAAUAUACCACAAAGUAUCGUUUUACAACCUAAAUGUCUGUAUAAAAAGCACUUUAACCCUUUAUCAAGAAUAUUGAUUCUUGCAUUUUGCUUUCAUUAGAUCUAAUCUAAAGCAUGAAUAGUACACUUUUAAAAAGGUAAGUUAACAAAACAGUACCUAUAGCAGAAAGCUGGAAGGAUUCCAAGGGUACCGUGAUUUGUAGUGAGUUAUAGAGUAAAUUUAAAUGUUUAAAUUUAACAGGCCCCGCACAAAUUAGUACAGCUCUAGUCAAACUUAAAUCACAUGCAUGAUAUGGCAGGCAGUGAUUACACUACAAAAGUAAAGGACGUUUUUAAAUGACAUGUUUAUUAUUUAAGAUCUUUUAGGUAGUUGGAGGUAUAACAUUUUUUUAACCAAUCUUUUGUUUGUAAUUUGCAUGUAUUGUAGUCCCAUCGUGAUAAGGGACUAGACAAAUCAUUUUAUAUAUUGACAGUCUUGGCAAGUAAUCAGUUGUGAUGGGGCUUACUUGUUAGUUUGCAGUACAAACUAUGAUUCAUUUUGGCAGAGUAAUGCUCUCUAAGGCCGACUUGCCUAGCCAACGAUGACUUUAGCAUUACAGCUGUGCAUCAUGAGAACUGUAGCAGUCUUUAAAAAGCAAAAUGCUUAAAAUAGCAAUUUUAUGGCAAAUAGCUUACUGGCUGAAUGUUUCCCUUUAUUCUACCCAAAUGUUCUCUGGUGUAAACAAAGUAUGGUAUUAUGGAGCAGCAGAUCCAGUGGCAUGAGACUUGGACUAACAAUUUGUAAUCCUUUACUACUAGUCAGGCCUUAAAAGUUACUUGUAAUUCACAAAUGUAGGAUACCACACUCACACCUGGGAAUCCAGGUGCUUAUCAGGGCGUGGGUUGGCAAAACCCAGUUUAGUAGAUAAAAUAAAUUAGGUCCAGGCACUCAGGAUUGCCACAGGAAGGCAGGUUUAUUGGAACAAAAAAAUACAAUGUUUGGGCCUUUUUGUUCCAAUAAAUCUGCCAUCCAGCAGCAAUCAUGAGUGCCUGGACCUACUUUAUUUUAUCUAUUAAAAGUUACUUGUGACUUCAAGCUCCAGGGGUGAAUUUCUACUCACCAUGGCUAAAUAUGCACUUGUCACUGGCUAUUGGCAACUGGAAACUUUGAGCAUUUUACUGUAAAACAUAUAUUUACUCCAGAGCAAGAAUUAUUCAGCGAUGUCAAGUGUGAAUUCCUACUGCCCGUGAGCAUCCUCGGUGCUGUUGAAAGCAGCAGUUUGUUGAAUGAUUAAAUUAAGUUUGGCUCAUAUACGUGGCCAUCAGAAUUGGGAUUACAGCAAGGGAGCAGACAGCUACAUGCUUUCAGUAUAUGUAAACAACUUGUGGCUCAAACAACUCAAAUGCCAAACUUCCUAAGUCCUCCUUCUACCACAGUGACUGUGACAGUACUUGGUGAGAAAGUAAUUUUUCUGCUCUUGAGGGUAUGCACAGGAGCUGUGUAACUCCCCGACACUGCAGAGAUUAAAGUGGUACUGUAACUGUCUGGGGACUUUGCCAAAUUUGCAUAGUCCCCCGACGAUGACAUAGUCGCUGGGGGUUCGGUGGUCGAGGAGCGCAGGUAAGAUUGAGAUUACUUACAUGAUCCUGUCCCUUGUGGGUGCUGCUAUCUUCCUCACUCCGUUCUUCUUCAGCACAGCAUGCACGAAAGUACAACAUUGAGGCAUGUGGAAGAUCCUGCGGGAUCCUCCAUAGAUUCAGCCAAUUCCCUACUAAGAUUGACUCUUAGACUCCAUCUUGAAUCUAAGAAAGUCAAGUGUAGGAAAAAUGCUGAGACAAAGUAGUCCCUUUUAGUCUUUUGUGCACCAUUUUUACCCUUUUUUGAUUAUUAUUAUAAUGCAAGAAGAUUGUUAAAGUCUGCAACAAUCAGAAUGACACUCCCAGACAGGUCGACAAUUUUAUAGGAGAGAAAUUGCAGGUAAGUUCCUUUCUCCAUCACCUCUUGCAUGUAGAUUUGUAAGGAACAUUGAAAAUAGAAAUGUUAUUUACAGCAAUGAUAAUAAUGAAUUGGUCUUCAAAAUUUACUGCAGUAAGCUGAAACAAUUAGCUACAUUUUUACAAUUUAAUGUGUAUAUUGUGUUAGUAUUUAAAUGUAGAUACAUAUUGUUUCCAUUGUAUUUUAUCAUGCUUCCUAAGCCUGUGCUGCUGUGUCACCAACAUGGCACUUAUAAUUACACAUAUAGAAUUCACAGGCUGCUGACCAAGGCAUCUUAGGAAUUGUGGAAUGGUCUGAGUCAUUUGGAGGAAGGGCUUCUGCACUGUUUUGGCCGAAAGUCUGUCCCAAAGCUGUGCAUUGCUUUGCAUCUCUUCCAAAUAGUGAUGGAAGCUUCAUGUAGCCAGAGCAGCUUCCAAACACUAAGAAAAUACCAUUCAUGUAUUAUUUUGACAUCUACAUGUGAGUACAUUUGACAUCACAUUCGAAGUCAGGGCUUCUCCAAAUGUUUUCAGAGUGAGGUAUCUAAAGAAAAAGCUAAAAACCCUGCUAUGGAGAGAAAUUCCAGAAAAUAUUGUUAUAUUUACAAAAAGUAUAAUUUUAAUAGUAUAUCACAUUAUCUAUAUAAUAUAAAAUAAUUCAACACACCUGUGAUAUUUUAUUUUUUUUAGAUAUAUUUUCGAAGUUCUCAUUUAGGCAAAAAGCUUACAGUCCAUUUUCAAUCUCAGUUCAAUACAUCUUUUAAACGCUACCCAAUUAUUGUAGAAAUACAGAUACUAGUAUAUAAAAUGUCAUUUGUACUUAUUGAUGGAGACACAGUACAAUCCUACUGUAUUUUGAUUUGAAUGAAGACUGCAAUUAAACAGCAAAUCUAAUGCCAGAGAAACAAACUACCAAGUUUGAAUCUUUUUUUAAAAGGUCUGGGUGUGUUCCCUUUGACUUAAUAUUUCUAUUUCUGUACUGCUUGGCUUUCUGGGUGGAAAUAUUGAAACCCUUAGAACAUUCUGCUACAUUCUGUUACUUGCAUGCAGAUAAUAGUGAGAAUUAUAUGGCUAAAAUGUACAUUUUAUUUUUAAAAAUGUAUUUUAUUUGAAUUAGCCAGUGAACUCUUAAAGAGAACAUGCCUCCUAAAACUAACCCUACAUUAUAAGAGCAUGGAUAACUGUUGGAUUUGUUGAAAACACUGACUGGCAGUAUGUGGAUUAAAGGUAUACUUUAAGCACCAUAACCACUACAGUGUGUUGUAGUGGUUAUGCCAGGAGUUCCCUGGUCCAUCCUAUCGCUUUCACUGUUUUCAACACUUCUCUGGGUUCUCUUUGCACCCACAGUGUGGCGGCCACUCUUCACAGAUAUUGCUUCAGUGAACACCCAAUUAACAUUAUUAAUUUAAUCUGUCAUUGGUUGGCAGUCCUCAGUCAAUGAAAUCCAUCUAAACUUGGACAAAAUUAAAAUUGCUUAAGUGGAAGGGGCUGGACCGUGUGCACCCAGGAGACCCAGGUAAGUUCCAGUCUAGUUGAAAACAGUUUGACUCUUAAUAGAGGGAUAGUGCCAGGGCCUUCCUUGCACCAUAAACACUACAGCAUGCUAGAAACAUUAACCAUUGCUGUUUCUCGUUAUAGGCAAUGUUUUAGAUUGACAGUCAAAGAACAGUCCAUAUGCACCAAAACCACUUCAUUAAGACAAAAUGGCUUUGGUGCUUAAAAUGUCUCUCUAAGACAUUGCAAAUAACAGUUUAGUAAAAACACCAUCAAAACCACGUUACUCAGGAAAGAAAAAGAGCAGUAAAUUGGCUAUACACAAUCAACAUAAAAAUGCAAUAUAUACUUCUGUUGCGCAUUGGAAAAGCUAAAUCGACACUAUAGGCACCCACUGAGUGUCUAAAUCCUUAUUUUUGUUCUGGGUUGGAUACCAGAAAUUGGCCACACUGUAUCCAGCUUUGCACCAGUGGAGUGGAAUUGAGUUCAGUCCUUUGUGAUUCGAUGCUAAUGAUACGAAGAAAAUUAACAGCUAAAUCACAAUACAUGCUAUAGGAAAGAUUCACGUCAAAUAUAUGGCAUUGAAACCCUAAAGAACAUAUUGGAGCAUAUCAAACCAUAUCAAAGAGCAAUCAAAUAAAUGAAAAGGCUAGACAUAUGACGUAGGCAAUACCGUUGUUCUUUAUAAGAGGUAAAGUGCAUGUGUCAUUAAUACAAAUAAUUCAAACGGAAAAUAUUAACCUCCAAAGCUGCAUGGAUAUCUAUUUGGCAUUGCACAAAGCCAAUGUUUAAUAGAUUGUAUACACUGUCGCUAUCACCUACUAAGGUCAAUCACAUGGUGAAGUGCGCAUUAACAGGGUGAGCCUUUUUUUUUUACCAGCAAUAUGUAGUUGUUAUAGUGACAAAUUACACAGUGUGUUUCUGUGCUUUACCAGCAAAUAGCUAAUCUGUGACUAGUCGGAAUAAUUUGAGCAAAAGUUUUUGGCGGUCAGCCAGUAAAAACUAGUGACAAGCUUGGAAACCUGUCUGUAAAUAGUAGCCACUACUAAAUAAGGACUGUUGUUAAGAGCAACAGCUUGUGACUGCUAUAUACAGUGUUGGAAACAAGCCAUACUACUGUAAAAUGUUUCACUAGAUAAUGCAUAAUCAGGUGUAAUUUACACAUUCGCAGUACGAUUGCAGAGUGAGAGGACUAUGAGUGUUAGGUGAAGCACCAGGUUAAACCACUUCAAAAUAGUUUAACAGGAAACCAGUUAAUGGUGUUUAUAGACUCGUAGAACUAUAUCCACUACAAUGAGCUGUAGUGGUUAUGUUGCUUCGAAUGCGCCUUUAAACAUUUUCAAAUGUUCUUCUUAUUAUUAAAAAUCAUUCAGAAACAGCUGAUGUCUAUAUAAUUGCUCUUUGAAACAUGUUAUUCAAAGUAGUCUCAAACAUCAAAUAUUAACAAACUAAACUGAUAUGGUGUUUUUUUAUAAUUCUCUAUCACAAUAAUAACUCCAACAGAAAUGGACCAUGUUUUUAGAAAUAUUAUUUACUCUAAAAAAGACAAAGUAAGUACGUUAGUAAGUAAUAAGUAAGUUAAAGUAAGUAAUGGUUAUUGAUGAGCUCUGAAUGUCUGUGAACCUUAAUUAUUACUAGACUAGACAAUCCAGUUAUCAUUAAAGGGUUACUCAGGGGUGCCCAAAAGGAAGAUCCCCAGAACUACAACUCCCAUGAUGCUUAGCAUGCCUUUCGAACGCUUUAGAAUGACAAUGCAUUAUGGAAUCUGUAGUUUGAAAACAUCUGGUGAUGUACCUUUUGGGCACCCCUGACUUAACCUAACCAUAAUCAUACCUAACCAAAACAGCAAGCUGGAGUGGUAAUGUUCCAAAGGCCCAGGUUCUUGACAAUUUUUUUCUUAAAAGUAUCUAAUUCUGGAGAUAUAUACCUGUUUUUUUAUAUGUGUAGGGCCACCUACCUGAGCUGUCAAUUAGCCAGCUGAAAAGCCCUCUUCGUGGCUGGAAAUAGAUGCUUGAGAAAGACUGCUCAUGGUUUGGUGCAUUACACAUACAGUGUCAAAGUUUCUACUGCCUGACUCUCAGGCAAUUUAACUCUCUACAUCAUUGUAAAAAGUAAAAAAAAAAUAACAUUUAUUUUAGUCUGGUUUCUGACCUAUUUCCAUCCUAAGUGCAUUGUUUAGAAGGUUAAACCCUGCCCCCAUAAAGCCACUUUUUUGGGAAUCUGUAAAACUGAAUGCAAGAGGUUUACUGUCUUGGCUACACUACAUCUCCUAUCAUGCUCAGUGAGAUUCUGUCCGAGUUUGGUAAGCAUUUAAAUAUUCAUCUGAUGCAAUGGGAUACUGAGGCAACCACUUACCGAAUAGCUUAUGUGCAAUAUAACUCCAAAUCAAGUUGCAUCCUUUUGUUUUUGCUGGCUGAGUCUGAUAAGAAUUUUAGUCCACAAUAGAUUAUGAAGCACAAGUCACCAUUUUUGUGGACAUAAAAAUUAAUUCGUAAAAGUGGCCAUUGAACGAAUACAGCCCCAAGGUAUGGUUUAUUUGAUACAAUUCCUUAAAUCUCAAAAAUCCAAACUAUUUCUAUGAGCAACUAUGGUGUGGUGAUUUGUCAGCAAUGCUUACCUGUAAGAAUCAUUUAAGUGCUCAGCAAUAAAAAGGAAGUGAGCCCAGGGAAAACUGGGCUGGAUCUUUAUGAGAUGCAGAGGCCAGUUCUGCAGCAAAACAAAAGUAAGUUUUUUGGGGGCUUAAAUAUUUGUACACAUUUAGUAAAUGCAUUUUGUGCAGCAGUUAUUUAUUUGCAAAAAAAUGAAUUUUUGGACAUAGUUUCCCUUUAAUCUCUACCGGAUGCCUUGUGAGUCCUGUUUUUCUUUGGCAUAAUUAAUACUUUGUGUAUCAUUGAAGUAGGCUUAACCACAGUAAUUUGGGUCAUGUUCGGGAAUUUUCUGAUUAAGAUCUAGACAUUGAAGGAAAAGCACAUUGUAUGACUAACGUCCUGUCUUUACUAUUUGGCAGUACACAGCAUUCCCCCGAGAGAGCAGAUUUGGUUUCCCAAGUGCAUUAAAAAGUAGCCAAAAAUAAUGUAAGGAAUAAUAACAUAAUUGUUCAAAAUAAGUGUCUGGACUAAAAAAAAAAUCCAAAUUAAGCAGAAAGAGAUAGCAUUUCUCAGAAGAUGCACUUAGAAGCUAUCAUUUAAAAACACUUCUAGUGACACUUUGUGACCAAAUGUGACUUUCUCACAGUGGAAAACAUUUGUCUUGCUUAAUGUUUGCAAUGUAAGGAAGCUGUGCUCAUUAAUCUAGACCUGAACGGGUUAAGACCUCUGACACAUAAACUUUUAUAGAGGAAUUAAAUAUAAAAAUGUUUCCUACAGCCACAUCUAUAUUGAAAUAAAUAAAUACACAAAUAAUUACUUCCUCAAUUAAAGGACGGCUGUUACAAGCUGACCCACUAGCAUUAGGGAACAUUUGUAUGAGGGAUAAUUUUAUUUUAGGGACACUAUGGGGCAGUAAUUAUUUAAUGCAUUAUAAAGAAAAGAAAAAGAAAGAUACUUUAGUGUUUCCCUUGGUGUACUCCCGCACAAUCAAUGAAGAAACUCUAAUCCCAUGAACCUCUGCUAAGAAGAGUUUAAGUGGUAUGUAGUUUAUCCCCAAGAGGUGCUAUGUAAACUGAUAGGAGCUGUACUAUGGUAUAUCAGUUUACCCAUGCAUCUGUUCACUGUUCAGUGAACUGGGCUAUGUUAGUCUUUUGAUAGAACCACAGUUCAUGGAGGUGUGGUCCACACAUAUCAGAUGUCUUUCCUGGAGGUAGAGAGACUUUAGUCAAAGUUGUGCACAUCACACUCAAGCCAUGGAUAUAAUUAAUAUAUUUUCAGUCCCAUAACAAGGUUUCUGGCUGUCUGAUUGACAGGAGGCAAAGGUUUAAUUAUGUCAAGGAAAUAUAUGGUAGUGUUUCAUGUACAGUCUGGGUCCUUCAUGCUUAGAAAAAACUUUUUAUAAAAUUCUACUACGCAAAGGACGCAAGGGCACAAAAACAUUUUGAUCCUAUUUUGUUUCUUAAAAGGACACUAUAGUCACCCAGAUUAUUUCAUUUAUGUGAAGUGGUCAGGGUGCAGUGGUCCUAUUCCUUAAAGGACCACUAUAGUGCCAGGAAAACAUACUCAAUUUCCUGGCACUAUAGUGCCCUGAGGGUGCCCCCACCCUCAGGGUCCCACUCCCACCGGGCUGAAGGGGGAGGAAGGGGUUAAACUUACCUCUUUCUCCAGUGCUCUCCUCCUCCUCUCCGACCUCCUCUCCUCCUCUUCGGCUGAAUGCACAUGCACGGCAGGAGCCUCGCGCGCAUUCAGCCAGUCCAUAGGAAAGCAUUCACAAUGCUUUCCUAUGGCUCUGGAGUCUUCUCACUGUGAAAAUCACACUAGAGAAUCCACUAGAGGCUGGAUUAACCCAUUUAUAAACAUAUCAGUUUCUCUGAAACUGCUAUGUUUAUAGAAAAAAGGGUUAAUCCUAGCUGGACCAGGCACCCAGACCACCUCAUUAAGCUGAAGUGGUCUGGGUGCCUAUAGUGGUCCUUUAAUCCAUUUAUAAAGUACAAUGUUUACAUUGCAGGGUUAAAUCCACCUCUGUUGGCUUUUCCAUUCACAUGACACAGAAGCCCGUAUGCUAGCAUUGAAUACAAUGGUUCCUAUGAGGAAGUUUAGAUGUGUGCUCGAUUGCACAUCAGAUCCAUAGUUUUGCUGGGUUAGACUAUCUUGGUGGAGGCUAUAUCUCCUCGAUGGCAUUGUGGGAGAUGGAAAGACGUGGUCCUACAUAAAGAGCGGAUUAACUCGGUUUGCUCUGGCAAGCCUAUGAACUUCUGCAAAAUAGCUAAUGUUUUUAGAGAAAUGCAACUCACAAAUUUGUCACAAAUAUUAGGAAUUUUGAAACCAAAAGUAAAUAUUUUUAUUAAUCUAUGCAGCAUAUUUCACUUAAACAAACGGAAAAUAAAACAAACCAGAAAACCCUCAAAUCAACAAUUUAAAAGAGGAACAUGAGAAUUCACCUCCAUUAAACAUAGGCUUGCCAGUUCAAUUCUUCUAUAGAAGUUGGUACUGGAAAAAUUAACUAUAUUUGUAAAUUAGAUGCAACUAUUUAUUAAUCAGUCCCCAAAAUAUCAUUGUUAUACUAGAAGGAGUUGCUAUUUAUUGUGUUGUCAUAUUUACCCCUAACACUGCUCUGUCCUAUGAUUCUGAAAAAUUAAUCAUGUGUGACAGGUGCACAUAAGGAUACACUGAGUAGAAUUCCAGAGAAUGGGUCCUUUCCCAUCGUCCACGACCUGAUGGAUUGGAUGGAUUGACUAGGCAAGUAUCUAAGCCUAGGGAAUGCCUAGCUCUGUGGUCCUAAUACCAAACCCUUCUUGUUCUGAUAGAAAGUAACCCUCUCUCACUCUUAACCAUAAUAGGACCAGGGAAUGUAUCUGUUUUGGCUUUGGUGGCCAUGUUCCGCUUUCCAUCUGAUGUAUACACACUAUGUCAUCAAGAGGAUUUUGUGAGUCUCUACUAUGUAAAAUGUCGUCAAUCACAGACACCCUUGAAUGGUGAUUAAUUCCAAUUACAAGAAUUGAGCAAUUACAUCCUUUGUGGCCCUACAUAAAUUUACACCUCAGCUCACUUUGUACUUAGAUGAUGCUGUAGUAGUUGCACAUAUCCAUACAAAGUUGAGUUAUAUGACUUCAUUUGGUUUACAGUUGGAUUAUCCUGUUAUCUGGUUACUUGUUUCAGCUUUGAUAUAAACAUUUUAAUAUUAAUAUUAUUUACCUAUCGGAAGGUAUUCUCCUAAAGAGAAAAUGUCACUUCCCAGGUUUUUUAAUAUUAUCUUUACUUAUCACUAUAAUUAACAAAUUUGUAUUUGUGAGGUGCGACAAAAAUACUUAAACGUAGGAAUCCACACCCAUUUACCCUGUCAUGCUUACCUUGGUUGGGGACACCUGGCAGACUAAAAGGAAACCUCUCCACACUCCUAAGCUUCCCUCCAGCAGUUUGAACGCCUGCCAAUUUAGCUACGCCCCGUUUCAUGACGCAAUUCACGCACCGUCAUGACGCUGAUGAUGUCACCGCAGCGCGUGCGUGCCAAUGUCAUUACGCAAAUGAUGUCAUAGCCCACCAAAACGUUUAAACACAGACAUUUUUGGGGCGUGUCUUUAAAUGUAAAGAUCUGGCCUAUAAAAGGUAGAUUCACCCAUAGUUCUUUGCCCUGUUGUGGUUCUAUCUACAGUUCCCAAUUGUGCUUUGCUUUACUGUGUAUCUUGUGUAUUGACCUCGGCUAUCUGACCAUUCUCCUUUCAGUAUUCCUGACUUGGCUUUUAUACCUCGCUACUGUGUUUUUUGGUUCCCUUGACUCGGCUUGUAUUUCUCGCUUCUGUGAUUUCUGGCUCCCCCUACCUUGGCUUGUCCCCGACCAUUCUUUAUCUGUCUAACAUUAAGUCCAACCAUUCUAAGGCUUGGUAUACAUUCUUCUAUUACAUCUUGCUUGCUGGGUCUCUUAGGACUCCUGACACCCUACAACUGGAUAUCUUGUCAAUCAUUGUAAUAAACUCUACACCUGGCAGUAAUCAUAGAGAAGGCUAGCAUGGACAUUGUACAAUGUUUAUAUUUCUCCUCUCUAUUUGCAGUAUGUCCUCACUUUGCCUUGUCUGAACUGUAAUUUAUAAAGCUUUAUUAUAAAUUUUAAAAGAAAAUGGUGUAAAAUCCAAAGAAGUUUCCCUUUAAUUACCUUGGAGGACUCUUGGUAAAGGUAGGCCUCUCUAAGGUCAUACAUCUUGAUAUAACUCAUGAAGGCUCAGAUAUCAGGUGGAUCUAAGUGCCCAUGCCAGCAGAAGAGUCUUUCUUUGUUUGUAUCCUACAACAAUUGUUUGGAUUACUUCUAUUAUUUUCCAGAUCGAUUUCUAUGUUUUAAUUAGGAUUUUAUUAGGUGCACAGUCAGUUAUUGUCUAUUAUUGUAUUGUAGUUCCUUUGAGUUUGCUUUUUUUAAAAAAAUGUUUUUAUUUAUCUAAGGAUUUUAAGAUCUUCAAUCAAGGCAAUAGACAGGUGACAGUGAUAUAUUUUCUUUUAAAGCUAAACAUUUGGAAAAAUAUCAGAGGGAGAUAUUAAUAGGGGAAUUGUGGAAGAAAAUUUUGGGGGCAUUUCUUAAAAAAAAAAAUUGCACCCAAAGUGUAUCGAUUUAGGAUCUUUGGGCAGUCUAUCUCAGCUUAAUACUAGUGCCAUCUUUGAUCCUAGAUGUAUUUUCAUGUUAUAUAUUUUAAAUAAUUAGUAUGGCUGCAGAUCACAACCAUGUUUAGCUGUUUAUAGCUAUAAUUUACUCAACCAACCUAAAAACAUACUUUGCAAGUGGUGAGUAAUAAUCAAGCAGCAUAUUUCACUUCAACAAAAGAAAAAUGCCAAAAAACCCUCAAGUAAAUCAACAAUUUAAAAGAGGAACGUGAGAGUUCCUCUUCAUUAAACAUAAGCUUGAAAAAAUGAACCAUACUUAGUUGCAACUAUUUGGUAAACAAAUCCACAAUGUUCAUAGUAAUGAACAGGGCUAAUAAGUAGCCCCAAAAGUGCUUCUCUGACUUUUGAACAUAACACAUUUUAUGAUCGAUGCAGGUUUUUUUUCAACAGCUGGAAAGUAAACCCCAUCGUGUCUUGGUAGAAAGUAGACUUGUUCGCCAUGGAAAAAUCUUGUUCGGCCAAAAUUAAAUUUACCUCUAACACUCGUUUAUUUGAUAUUGUGGCUUUCCGGAAUAUAGUGCACUAAAAAUGUUUGUGAAAAAGACUUGGGAAAAUAAAAAAAAACAGCUCGAAAAGGUGCUAGACAGUGUGGGGCAAAUUAUUUAAUUAAUAUAAAUAUUACAUAUAUAUUUUCAGUAUACUCAUAGGUAUAUUUUCCUGCUAUUUGGUUCGCAGAAAAUGUGUGAAAAAUAUAUCAAAUGUAAAUGUAAUUUAUUUAUUUUUUUACUCCUUUUUUUCCCUCUAUUGGUACUUGAACUAUGAAUAAGGUAAACAUUUAGCGCUUGCCACCAUUAAUUAUCUUCUCUUUUUUCUAUCAAUCAUCUCUUUGUUUGGCGCCAACAGUGGAACUCUGAAUUGCAAAGCAAAUAAACAUGUUGGCCCAUCGAGCUAGUCGUUUUCUCGGCUAUACGUUCUUAUUGCGAUUUGGUACAGAAUUUGUCCGAACCACCGAGUGGCCCUAAAUUUGGACAAAUUGCAAUAGGUCUGAAACCAAAUGCACAAUUCUAGGGUCAUUUGCAAAUUUUGUGAAAAAAAGCUAAUUUGGGAGAUAAGGUUGUGUUAUAGCAGAAAAUAAUAUAAGCAAGCCACUUUGUACUUUGAGUUUUAAAGUGCAGAUUGUAUGAACUGAUUUCACAAUAUAAAUAUACCCUUUAUCAGAUUAUAUUUUACUGGGCAAGUGGCCAAGGCUUUUGCCUAAAGAGCCUCCUCUAGUGUAAAGUCAUCAAGAUAAUGAGUGUUUGGAGAUACUGAUGAUAAUAUUUGUUCAUUUUUGUUAUAUUACAAGGUCAACUAUCAUCAAAAGCUAAUGCUACAGUUGGUAUAUUAAACCCGUUAUUUUACAGUUAAGUUACCUCUAUGAGCUAUUAGACUGCUUGUGUAAUAACAAUACUUGUAGCUUAGUCCUUUGUUGUAUUCUAACGAUUGCCUAGAUAUUUAAUAUGGUCUGACAGUAAAGAGUUGGGCACAGUCUUCUUGAAGAGAUAUGUACAGUGAAUAAUUUAAUGUUAAUGAGUAUGUCUUGCUUUUUAAUAAACAGCAGAACGUGUCCACAACUGUGAAUUAAAGAACACUUUAAGCACCAUAACCACUACACCCAGUGUAAUUUGCCGAACUGCUUUAGAACAGUGGCCGCAUGCCCUACUUUUGGAUUUUUCAUUGGAGACAGCGCUGUAUUUCCCAUGAGGCUAACAAGGCAUUUGCCUUGGGCGGCACUUUCAAGGCCCUGUUAGCCUCUCUCAGGGGGGGCCCAAGAGAUGGCCAGCUGACCAUCUCUUGGGCCCCCCUGAGGCUUUCAUAUGCUCAAUUUGCAGGUGGGGGCGCAAGGGCGUACUCUCCCCUGAGCUCUUCCUGCUCAGAUCCCUCAUGCCCAGCAGCGAUGCCGAGAGCCGGAAUAUGACAUUACUCUGGCUCACGGCAUAACUAAGCGGUGCGCAAGGUAGCUGAGCAGGAGGAAUACAGCUCCCUCGCUGCCUCCACUGUGCAGCCAAGCAGCCCAGGAGCAGACAGCCCAGCAAGCUGCACUGGACCCUAGGAAAGAAUCCACUCCAGCUCUCCCAAAGGUGGGAGUCUGGAUGGAUUAAAAUAAAAUGAAAAAAACUAUAUUUAUAUACUUUGUGAGUGUGAGACAAUGAGUUUAAGUGUGUCAGUACCAGAGUGUCUCUCAGUGAAUGUGUGUGUGUCAGUGUGUGUCUAUGAGUAUAUGUCUGUGAGUGAGUGUGUAUCUGUUAGUGAGUGUGUGUUUGUAAGUGAAUGUGUGUGUCUGUCAGUGAAUGUAUGUCACUGUAUGUGUAUCUGAGAGUGUGUGCCUGUCAGUGAGUGGGUGUGCCAGUAUGUGUCUGUCAGUCAGUCAAACUGCAUGUUUCUCUUAAAGGGACACUGUAGGCACCCAGACUACUUCAGCUCAUUGUAGUGGCCUGGGUGCAGUGUCCCUAUUGUACUUAGUGCUGAAAUGUAAAACAUUGCAGUUCCAGAGAAACUGCAAUGUUUACAUUGCAGCACUUAGUCUCUCCACAGUUUCUGUCUACCAGACAGCCACCAGAGGUAGAGGGCUUCCUGGAUUGAAACGGACCUUUGGUCCGGUAUCUGAUGCUGGACGUCCUCCCGCUCUGCAUGAGGACACCAAGCGUCAGAUCAUUCCCCAUAUGGGGAGGUCUAAUGUGCAUGCGGUAUUUGCCGUACAUGCGCAUUAGCGCCCGCUCGUCGGAAGAGGCUGAGCAUAAGUAAAUAAAGGGGAUUUAACCCUUUAUUUACCAGGGACGGUGGAGGCAGAGGGAGCUAUAGUGCCAGGAAUACAGCUUUGAAUUCCUGGCACUAUAGUAUGCAUUUAAACAGGUAGGGGCGGGGCAUAUUUAGAUUGGGGGUGCCCGAGUUUUGUCAUGCCUAGGGCAGCACAUAUCCAAAAUACACCACUGAUUGAAGUAUCUGGAGAAUCAAAUUAGCUCUACUGAGCUGAAAGAACCGACGCAUGGCCACCAUGGUCAUUGUAUCAGCUAGCCUGUAUCAGAACACUGGAUGCAUUGUGAAGGGCCCAACUCUUCUAACAUGGCUUUAUCCAGAGAUGGUGCAAGGGCAAUUCUGGAACUAAUAGUCUCUACAGUAGGCUGUACAGCUUACGGUGCUUGGAGCGUUACUUUAAUUCAUAUCUCACAACAUUCGUAGGAAUGAAAAUGAAUCACCAGUGGUCAUGCUUACAGACAUGUUACAGUAAUGUGACUGUCAGAAAAGUCCAGGUGAGAACACAAACGCUAAAACUAAGGUGCUCACCCAUUAUAUUUGUCAAGGUACAGAAAUGAUUCGGUUUAAAAAUUAAAUCCUUUAUCAAGCCUGGACACAGCAUGCAUUUCACACAUACAACAAAAUACUGAUAAAAUCACAUUGUAAUUAGUGGAUGCCAUGAUUGUGCAUUUGGGUCGAGGGCGGAAGUGACUUUGAACAGAAUGACGUCACUAGUAUGUCAGUUCCACCACCGUCCCCAAAAGAAAGCAAAAAACAUAUUAAAGUGAAAAACAUAGAAACAAACACCUACCCCAUAUCCAACCUGCAAGUACAAAAAAAUCUUAAAAGAACACUAUAGUGUUAGGAAUAGAUAUUUAGCCCCCUGAUCCCCUCAGAUUACAUGUGAUAGAUUACAUGUGAUAAUGUAGUUUGAAAUCACUAUAGUGAUGUUACAUACUUAAACCAAGCUUGUAUUUUAGACACAAGUGAAAGUAAAUAUUAUGUCACACAUUACAGAGAACAGUUUAUAUUUAGGCAAGCAUUGUGUACAUAACACGUGUUGUGUGUUUAAAAACCCAAAUUAAUUCAGAAACACGGCUGGAAGUUCAUUUUUUGUAACAUCUGGAAAAGAACCCUUAUGAGAUUCCUGCUUACAUGCUCUCCUUCAUAUAUUAUUUCCCUCCUAUGCAGCACUUACAGGUACAGUGCUUUAGAAAAACAAAAUGUAGAAUUAGAAUUAAGAUUCUGAAGAUUUUACAUACUACUUCUAAGAAAAUGUCAGUAGAAAUGAGUCCAAAAUUGGCUUUGUAUAAACUCUGGGUGACCUAGAGCUCCCAAGAAAUUUUUUACAUUACAUAAUAUUUUUAAUAGAGGUACUCUCACCAACAUAUGUUUUACAAAGUUCUCCAGCUCUUCCCAUUAAAAAUUUGGACUUGGUUGAAAAAAUACACUUUCAUGUUACUACUAUUAAUAAAAAAAAGGUUACUAGUGCACAAAAAUGAAACCAACCACUUGAGUUUGGUUAGACAUCUUUGGCAACUUACAAAACAUAUGUCUCCAAGAAGACCACAAUCCUAAUAAUCACACAUGCUUGGACUUCUAUUUUCUUGGCAGAUGUUUGGCUCAUUUGGCUGUUAUUAGGAAAUGAGGUGCCUCUGAUCACCUCAGUAUUAGUGUGCUUCAGCGGAAAUCCCUUCACAAGCAAUUUUACAAUGAGUUGAUGUUUAUUCUGUAAUUAUCACCAAAGCCUGCCUUGAUUUCUGUUUAUAUUAUAGCUAUCGAGGGGCCUCCUUAACUUUUUUUCCGCCAAUAAGGAAGAAAGCUUUGAUCCUUAAAUUGGCCCUCUGACUGAACAAACAAGAGCUGCAGAUGACCAAAUAAUCCUUUUUUUAAUCUACCCAUGUAUUUGGAUGUUUCUGCAUACAAAUAAAACUCAGAAACUCUAAUUAAAUAUUGAUUAAAAUGUAUUAAAAUAAAAUAAGAUUAUACUAUGUAGAAUACAUAUUUUAUACCAAUAUACAAGAUAUAUAGGGUCACCAGAUCCACCCAUGUUUUCAGGGACACAUACUUUUUUCUUACUUAUGAAAACGGUUGCCCCGUGGUAUGUAUGAUGCAUAUUCUACAGUAUUCUUUAUACCCUAAUUACUUCAACUAAUACACCUUCUUCUGAAUUCUGCAUCCUGCAGGGCAUACUAAAUAUUAGGUCACUCACUUAAGAUCAUUGUGCAUUAAUUAAUGGAGAACACACAUCUGAUUGUAUGUAGUCUUAUUUAUUUUAAGUUUAAUAAGCAAUCUUAUACUUUAUUAUAUCGGAAUAUCCCUCUAGAUAUUCUUUUGUUACAUUCUCUUUCAACUACUUUAUUUCAAAGCUUUGUGUUGUGAACACCACUAGUACCACUGCUGAUCCUCUAUUCUUCACUAUUGGCGUUGCCAAAUGGGACAAACAUAACCUAUCAUUGGAUGUGCCUACUUGAUUUCAAAUGUUAUGCAAUCUUACAGAGUUAUUCACUAAACUGGAAAUCGCUUAGAUUUAGGGCCAAAAUAGCUGAGCUGGAAAAAAACUCUACAAAGUGAAACUUUCAUUUUCACGUUUAAUUCAUUCUGAUUUCCCGACAAUUCUCACUUUAGUAACUAACCCUGAUAUGAGUUACUGGGUAAGCACCAGACUACCCAGCUUCAAUGAUGCCAAAUAUAUGAGUGAUCACACCUUGCACACGAUCAGUUAUCCAUGGCAUUGAGGGUAGCGGCUCUCACUCUGUGAGCCAAGGAACAACAAACUAAAUCUUAGUUUUUCCCCUCUCAAUGGGGAAAGGUGCUGCACACAAAUUAUCUCCUGGGUACAGCUUGGAAAUAAAAUAAAGCCAUAUUUAUUAAUCCUCUAUAGAACAGCAACAUGGGAGAGAACAGCAUCAAUGGAAAAAGAAACUUAAUGUCUGUUGCGCCUGUUGUGGCCUUAGGGCCUCCGUCAUACCUUGUUUGGAUAGGCAGCAUAUUGCACUGGCACUCAAAUCACUAACUGAGGCUGGAAGCUAUUUUUUUGGUUCUAAGUGUGUAGGUCAUGGCAACUGAGGACUCAGGAAGCUCUUAUGAGAUAGGCGGCAUGUUUGUUUAAAAAGGGUCACAGAUACAUUGUUUGUACAACUCAAGGUGGUCCUGAGAGCAGGGAUGCAAGAUGCUGAAAGCACUAUAGGUAGCAGGAUUUUUCAAGGUUGGCACAUCUUCCAGGGGUAGUAGAGUAAUACAUACUUUAUGGGCUCACUAAACCCUAAACUUCAUGUCUUGGCAUAGCUUGUAAAACAUAGAAACAAAAUGGUAAGAACAAGGCACAGAAUAAUCGGAUAGGUCAUACAGGACACCAUUAAAAUAUAAAAAUAUAAAAGCUAUAAUGAAUUGAUAGCCUGUGAUAAAUCAUAUAAAUGCUAAAUAAAAAUGCUCUAGCUGCAUAUUGUGUGGUCUAUUAUCCAAACUUUUUGUAAAACCAUUCCAUACAAAUAGUAUUUAAUUUUACUACUCACACAUGUUUUUGGAUACGGCACCCCUGACAUGUUAUGUAUAAGAUUUUCACUGCCCUUACAGUAAUAGCAGAAAAGCUAUGCUACAUGGAUGGAUUCAUCUUAAUCCUACCUUGUUUGCCUCUUUAAAGACAAAUUAUUCUGUGUGUUCAGAGUGGAUUGACUUGUGAUGAUCCAUGCAAGGGAAGGAUUUUGUAAGAAUAUUUUUUUCAGUACUGGGAAUAUUAUAUAAUUUCUCCCACAGCUUCCACUUCCUCUGAUACAAACUCGGAUAACUGGAAUAUUAACUGCUCAUAUCCUGUGCUUGAAAAUUUCAUAUCCUGUGCUUGAAACGUAUUUCUCUCAAAUUUUUACUGUUUUAUAGUAACCACUUUAUUGACUGUUGUGUCAAUUAUAGUUUCAUUUGUUUGUCCUUGUUUAAUGAUUUUUUUAAAUUAUAAUUUGUUUUAUUUAAACAUUGAAAAACUGCAUUUUUUUUUAGAUAUUUCUAUUCAUUAGAUUUCAUCUCACAUUUUUGUGAUGUUCUUGUCAUUCAUUGAACCUUUUUUUACAUUUUUGUUUUCAGCAAUAUUUGUAA
Messenger RNA from Pelobates cultripes (western spadefoot toad), 83797 nucleotides. The record is from the annotation of a GenBank genome assembly. NCBI's taxonomy places the organism in Eukaryota, Metazoa, Chordata, Amphibia, Anura, Pelobatidae.